CGGUAACGUCGACGGGCACCUCCGUUUUUAACGGAGGCGGUGUGUCAGUCCAUGGCUGCACGUCGACCAGAUACCUACACCUUGAUAUUGCUGCAUAAUGUCUGAAGCCGAGGAUGCCUCGGGCAAAGGCAGUAACCUGACAGCGAUCGAAGCAAUCUCGGCGAGGCUGGCGGAAGUAACGCGACUCGCCGAGAAGCUGGACGCGAGACUUUGCGAGGCUGGAGCCAGGACUCGACCAGUUCCGAUGUCGUCCGCGAUGUCCUCCACUUCGUCUCUCUUCUCGUCGUCGAACGCACCAGUCACCACGUCCACGUCCGUUCCUAGCCAAGUUCAAACGAUUUCUACCGGAAUCUCUGGAUCCAUUGCUGUUACUACCUCGUCAAUUGGAAUUACUACACCUUUGAUCAGUUCCUCGGUGUCUACGGUGCAACUGCAACCUAAAUGCGUGUCCACGAUCUUGUCUUCGGCGACGAAUAACGAAAGUGUUGGUCCUUCGAAGGAAAAGAUGUCUGGCUUGGUGUCUUCGAUACCACAAUCGGCGAAUGGAACGGUUUGCACGGGUACUGUUAAUGGUAAGGCUGGUUCUACUACGCUGGAGAAUGGUAAGACGGAGGAAAAAGUUGCUGAGAAAGAAGACGGAGCAGGGGAAGAAAGUAAGGACGUGGGUUUGGACCGAGCGAAUGACGCGAAGAUGGAAGAAGUCGCGGAGGACGUAAUUGAGAAGUCAUUCGACGAUAGUCAAGCCGAUGAUUCGAACAUAGAGGACUACGUGACCGCCACCGAACGUUCAAUUACUCCGACAGUUCGUUCCAGAAGCGAAUCCUUCGUUACUUCUCCAGAAUGCGAAGACCUUGCUGCUCCAGCAACCAUAACGUCUAAUAACGAUAAUUGGUGGAACAUCGAGGAACCUAAAUUUAUCCCCACCACUGUAGCGGCGUCUUCUCCUGUGUUUAAACAAAUGGAAGCUUCGAAAGAGCCGAAAAUAGAAAGAAACGUCGUCGUAUCGGUGGAUACUCCGCAAUCGGAAGCUACUGAGACGAACAAAGAAAAACAGAUUGAGAAAGUCGUGACAAUGGAAAAGAAAGUCGAAGAGAAAUCCGGCAAGAUCGUAAAAGAAGUUACAGAAACAACGACUUUACGUGUGUCUCACGACACUCGUUUAGGUAUCGCGUCUUACAAAGUGAUAUCCAACACCACGCAAGAUCAUCGAGAAAACGUUGAUGUUAAGGAAAUCAAGGAUCUCGAACGAAUCGUGUUUCCGGAUGUUCAGACGAAUGGAUUACACCACGAGACAGGUUCCGGUUGCAAAUCGGAUUCGUACACUCGUAGAGACGAACUGUCAACGAAAACGGACGACGCCGAACGCGUGAUCAAAUUCGCAAAGAUUUGCGAGAUCAAUCAAGAAUCACGCGUAAUCCCUGCGGACACAUCGAAGGAUAUUUCGUUGUCCCUGAAGGAAUAUACGCGACAUCGCGAGGAUAGUGGAAUUGAGAUGUCACCGACGAAGAAGGACGAGAAUCUCGAAGGGCAAGAUUUCCUCGAAAGAGCGAGGAAGAGAAGAGUUACGAGAAUGGUAGACGGACACGACUCGAUGGAAACGACGGAGAAUAGCGAGGUACCUCGUGAGAAGGAAUCACGAACGAUGGUGGAGAGCAACGAGGAUACACCGCAACAAACCACCAGUCCGACGACCACCAUAAGCACCAUAGCUGUGCAGAGCGGUGAAACGCGUCUGGUGAUCGCUCUACUUCAAAGCGGAGAAUGGCUGAGAUUAAAAGUUCUGGAGGUUCAACCAGAACUAACGAAGCUCGGUGCCACGGUGGAGGAGGCUACCGAGCUUUCGAAUGCACACGACGAAGUUUUGCUUCGAUUACAGAGCAAACAGAGCCCGGUAGAGGAAUUGCUCCGGCAGGCUGAUCAAUUGAUCUCGAACCAAAGGCCAAGAGCGGAAGUGUACGCCGCGAUGGCGGAAACGUUGGGUCAAGCUUGGCGCGACGUGAACGAGCUUUUAGAACGUCGAAAACAGAUCCUCGAUUCCAACGUGUUGUUUCAAUGUCGAGCGGAGGAAUGUCGAGAAAGUAUGAAAGCUCUUGAGAUGGCAUGCAACGACACGUUGCUGCCGAUCGAGAUCGAGGCGGUAAAGAAUUUCUUGUCGAAAAUCCAUGAUCUUCGAAAGAACAUGCUCGAGGCGUUGAUGGGCGCGCUGCAAGAGGGAAAGAGUCUACUGGAUCGGCUAAAGGAGAUCGCGAACGAAGGCUCCUUGGACUCCAGACCGGAUAGAAUUAAGCUGGAAGCUGAUCACGCGGUGCUGAAAGUCGAGAAAUGGUUGGAAGAGCUUCAUGACAGGAGACGGCUGAUCGAAGCGUCGUUUCGUAGCAGAAAGACACAAUUGGAGCAAUGCCUGGCUUUAGCUCUGUUAGCGACCGAUCUACGUGAUCUCGAAGAGAUCUUAAACGACAGAAUCGCUGCUUUGUCGAGCAGCUGCGAUCAGCUGGGAGAUUCCGCAUCGAGCGCGGAAUUGCUCCUGUUCGAACUGAAAAAAUUACAAGCUGAGGCUAAGGAAUUUCAAGACAGAUCGAUCAAAAUAACGAAGUCAACCGAACGAUUAGUGUCAUCGGGACACUUUGCCGGUGAACAGGCGACAGAACAAGCUUACGCGAUCCUUGGCGCCGCGGCUGAUUAUGUCAACGAUUUGGAUCAGUACGAGGCGUUGUUGAAUAAAGCGGUGGCCUUCUUCGAUUCGGCGAGAUCGGCAAUUACAAAGUUAGAUCAGUUGGAAAUUCAGCUGGUGACGACGGAGCAUCCCCCAUAUUCGACGAAAUUAGCUCGUUUCCAUGCUCAGACCGUCGCCACCAUCGAAGACGUCACUGCGAAACCUUUGACGGAAGGAUACGCCCUUCUAGAUGUCACAGGAAGAGGAGCGCCAGGAGCUGAGGGUGUGAAACGAGUGGUGGGGGAACUGGAAAAUCGGAAGAUCCGUUUGAUGGAACGGUGCACAGCUCACGAGAAGGAGAACCUCGAGAUAUCGAGGAUCAUAAAUACGUUCUUAGACAAGCACGACGAACUGAGAAAGUGGUUAAUGAGCAUACCCGAAGCGUUUCUUCAGGGUCACCAAGACAUGGGCAGCGACGUCCCAAUGGCGGAGGAUUUCUGUCGACUGCAUCGUCAGCUGUUGAACGAUCUCGAACGAAGGACCGACGAUGUGGAGCAUUUAGAGUUCGAAAUUUUACCAAUUCGAGAACGAUUGGAAGAAACGCAGAAAUUAGAACUACAGUCGAAAGUGGAGGAGUUAAGAAAUUCUUGGUCAAAGACGAAAGAGCUGGUAGCGAGUAGAAUCGACCUGGGAUCGCUUUAUUUGCAAUUCCAUAUGGCGGUUGAGGAACUAACGAGGGAAAUUGAGUCGAUCGAGAGUGAAUUGAAGAGACAAACCGAUGUUUUGGACGAGAGGAAGAUCGAACAGCUUGGAAGACGUUGGAAAGAUCUUCAGCCGCUUUAUGUGAACCUCACUAACACUGGCAAAGCGUUUCUGGACGCUGCUAUUAAGAUCGAUGACCCUUAUCUAGAUGUACCGAGAGCCUGCAUAUGCGUGCAGACUCUCUUAGAGAGAUUUGCUAACAGACAGAUGACUAUAACAGAAUCGUGGGAGAAAUGGAGGACGACGAUCGAGAUUUUGAGGAAGAAGCGAGUGGAGCAUCAACGAAGAAUCGAAGAGAGCACAAGAACGAUGGAAUGGGUUUCCAAAUUCAGCGAACAAUUAUAUCCAGUGAUAACAUCUCAAUCUCCUAAAACAGCAAGCAUUCUUCAAGACUUAAGUGGAUCCAAACAUCGUAUUCUUCCCGAGUUGAAUAAAGCUGUCAACGAAUUGGAUGCUAGAAUCAAUGGAAUUAAUACUCUAGCUCAGAAAGGCGAAGUAGAGAUCGACGACGAGAUCCUGAAGAGACUUCGUCAGAUGCACGAGAAUCUUCACGCCACUGCCAGAGAUUACGAAACUCUUCUGGAGUCAUUGAUUUCCAUCUUCCAGAAUAUCGAUGAGGUCGAGCAUAAGAUCGAACAGUUAAGGGCUCAUGCACAACGUAUAGCGUCCUUGAAAAAAUUGUCCGAAGUGGAAGCACUGUUCAACGAGCUCGACGCGAUGAAAUGGACAAUUUCUGACAGACAAAAUCAGAUUAGAUCGAAGGCUCAAGACGUAAUCGCUAGAAUUAAGCAACAGGAACCGCCCGAGGCUGGUGUUCAGGACAUUGAGAAAUUGAAGCGUGCUAUAGAUUCGUUGUCGACAAACCUUGAACUAUUUUGGUCUCAGACGAUUACUAAAAUUGAAGAAUAUCGACGAACGUGUACUUUCUCCGAGGAUUUGGAGAGAAUUGAAACAGAAUUACAGGACUUGAAUGAACAUUUGAAGAAAGUUGACGCGAAGAUUGGUGAGAACCUUCAGACAGCUAAAGCUACUGCUACCUCGUUCGUACAAUUCGAAAAGACUGUCACGAUUUUGGAAGAAAGAAUCGAGACGUUCGUGAAGACGACCGAAGAAUCGAUUAAUACUUUAACGCCUCAAACCGUCAACGAUAUUUCUUUCUUGCGCGAGAGAUGGAGAAACUUGAAGAGGAAAAUCGAAGAAACAAAGAAGCGAAUGAAUUUGAGCAUAGAGUAUUUCACGCUCUUGGAGGAAGCCAAAGAAUGGAAUAGAGAGGGUAGCAAAUUGUUGGUUGUGAUAGCGAGGAAAGCAACCGCGGUGAAGACUCCGAAAGACGCCAUGGAUUUGCUUCAAGAAAUAGAUCGUUACUUGAAACCAGGCGAAGAAAUUCAAGAAAGGAGAAUCGAGAAGCUGAAGGAACUGUCGACAAUAGUGUUCGGUACAGACAGAUUACCACAAUUCAACGAAGUGAUCGUGGAAAAUCGUCAAAUGUUAGACUCCUUCGCCGUCGUCUCGUCCGAAUUCCGAACGUUGGCUCAAAAUUUGAAAAACGCGGAAGAUCUGCAAGAGAAAUUAAGGAUCGAGAAGCAGGAAGCAGACAGAAGGUUACAAGCCGCGAAAGUGGAAAUGGCUGCCGCAGAAGCAGCCAGAGAGGAAGCGGAGAAGGCGAGGAGAAUCGCGGAAAAAUUAGCAGCCGAGACAUUGGAGAAAGCAACGAUAGAAGCAAAGAAACUGAAAGAGGAAAAGACGUUUGAAAAAGUUUCUGCUCCUCCGUCGUUUUCGGUGUCGGCGCAAACCGAGAAGAUCGAUAGCACGGACAAAAGUUUCGUCAAAGAAAUGGUCACUUCCGCAACUAUCACUAAAGAAAUACAUAUUUUGCAAAAGACGGAAAUUGAGAAAACGUCUCAACGCGAACCAAGUCCACAGAAGAACGUUGUCAGCGAGGAAAUACGCGAGAAAUCAGUAGAAAGACUGCUCAAAGAGAACGUUCCUCCAUUGGCUCCAGAAUUUACCGUUCCUCUACAUGAUGCCACCGUACAAGAAGGAGAAAAAUUCACUUUCCAGUGCAACCUCGUUGGUCAACCAACACCGGAAGUGGUUUGGUACAAGGAUGGAAUCUCGAUUUUGAAUAACCCUGAUUAUUUGACAACCUAUGUUCAAGGUAUUUGCACUUUGACGAUCGAAGAAACCUUCGCCGAAGAUUCUGCAAAAUACACUUGCAGAGCUUUUAAUAUCGCCGGGUCAGCGGAAACGUCUGCAACGUUGACUGUUAAAGAAACAGCACCGGAAGAGCAACCGAGUCCACCGGUUUUCGUGAAAGAAUUAGUGGCAUCCGUGGCUGUGGAAGGAUCUUCUCAUCGGAUGGAGUGCAUCGUCGAAGGUAAUCCUCUGCCAACUGUACAAUGGUUCAAGAACGACGUGAACAUCGAUAAUUCUCCCGAUUACAUCAUCACUUACAAUAACGGUGAGGCUGUUUUAAAAUUCGAAGAAGUCUUCUUAGAGGAUAAGGCUACUUAUACUUGCAAAGCCGCAAAUCGAUUGGGUCAAGCCUCCACUUCCGCUUUUCUCGAUAUACAACCUGUGGAAUUUACUUCGGAAAAACCAUAUUUUGUUACUCCGUUAUCAAAUGCCAUGGGAAGAGCAGGUCAAAGGGUGAAGCUCGAAUGCGAAGCAAAAGGAAAUCCAACGCCUACUUUGACUUGGUACCACGAUGGAAGACCGGUCGAAGAAACCAUGAAUUUAAAGAUACAAACGGACGCCGGGCGAACCAGCCUGAUCAUCUCGGAGGCGUUUGCAAAGGAUGCCGGAUGUUACACGGUCGCCGCUAAGAACAACGCCGGUGAGGCCACGGUGUCUUGCAACGUUUCGGUGAAAGGACGACUUCCUCACGAAACCAGCGAUUCUGACUUCGCUUGCAGCGAUAUGGAGCCCGUGGUCCCCAAGAUUCAGAUGCCAUUGAAGGAUCUGAAGGUUCAGGAGGGCUUGUCCGUUCGACUAGACUGCGUGAUCGUUGGCCAACCUGAACCGGAAGUGAGUGUGAUUUGGUAUCACGAUGAUCAACCUGUAAAGGAGUCGGCCGAUUUCCAGCUGUUGUUCCAGGGUGACAAAUGUUCCUUGGUCAUUCACGAAGCUUUCUUGGAUGAUGCCGGUGUGUACAAAGUAGUCGCCAUUAAUUCUGGCGGUGAAGCGUCUAGUCAGUGCACAUUAACAGUGACACCGGUGACCGUUUCGAAAAAAUUGGACAAGACACGAACAGAAGUGGAAGAAACAUUGGUCGCGGGUUCACCUCCAAAAUUCGUGAAACUUCCGACAGAUUCUCUGGUGGCGGAAGGCGAGACCGCGACUUUUGAGUGUGCGGUAGUUGGAGAACCGAAACCAGAACUCAGAUGGUUCUCUGACAGUGGCGAGAUCACCGAGAACGAACGUAUCCUGAUCCAGCGGAGGCAAGAUGGAACGAGUAUUCUGAAGAUUUCUUCGACGAUCCCCGAGGAUAAAGGAAAUUACGUAGUCAAAGCGUUUAACGCUCACGGAGAGGCGAAAGCUUUCGCACGUUUGGUUGUGAGAUCGUUGGGUGACUUUAGGAGAAAGGAAGAAUUCGUGCAAAUGGAAGAGAAAUUGAUCGCUCCUACGUUUAAAGAGAAGUUUGAAGACAGAAGAGUGUCAGAGGGCGUUUCUACGAAAUUCGAGUGUAUCGUAGUUGGGAAACCGGCUCCGAAAAUUCAAUGGCUAUUUAACGAUCGUCCUGUUCAUGGCAAGGACUUCUUGGUGUCGGUCAGCGGUGAUCGACAGGUGUUGACGAUUCCAGAGACCGGAAGCACGCAUGUUGGUACGAUUUCCUGCGUGGCGGAGAACGCUGCUGGCAAGGCGAUUUGCAGCGCUCGUCUAGAUAUUGGUGGCUGGAUAGGGGAAGAAGCGAAGAAGACUGAGGGGGCGGUUGCAGAGAAAAGAAUACUCGAACUAGUCGAAAGAUUGCCCGCCGACGAAAUGCAUGCAGCAAGCAGCAGCGACAAACACUUCUCUUCGGAGAAGUCCGAGGGUGGAAGCGAGAGUCAAGUAUUGACCAAGAUGUCACAAACGAUCACGGAAUCUUCCACCACACACACGACCACGAAGAAAGAGUACAUCUCAUCGACGACGUCCUCGACCUUGACAAAAUCUGGACAGGAACCCAGCAGCGUUAGCGUGAAGACUACCAUUCAUAGUACGGAACAGUCGUCCUCGGAGAAUGGGGCACCUCCUGUUGUGCAGUGCUACAAAGUAGAAGAACACGAAAAGAUUAUUCAAGACCAGCCAGGCGAGAUUCGUCAAGAGAAAACCGUAGUGGUUUCCCAAGACGAGGAAGGAAUCAAACGAGACGUCAAAUCUGCACAAAUGUCGAAGCCAAGCAGAAAAUGUACAGCUCCGAGAUUCGUUUCACCAAUCACGGGGAUGAUCGUGGAUCAGGGUACUGAUAUUAUCCUCGAAGGAAUCAUCGAUGGGUUCCCCCAGCCAUUUAUCAGCUGGUCGAAGAACGGACAGGAAUUGAAAACGAAGGACGGAAUGACGAUCACGUACGCGCAUAAUCACGUUCGUUUGGAACUGAAGAACGUAAAUGUUAAGGACGCGGGACGAUACACUUGCACGGCGAGCAACGAAGUCGGUUCUGCUAGUAGCACUGCCGAUCUUGUUGUGAAAAAAACAAUAUUCCCACCGGUGUUUGGCAGAAGAUUGCAAGCUCAGGUUGUGAAACGCGGAGACCGUGUGAAUAUGGAGGUAGAAGUCACGGGAACACCAGAACCUACAGUUACUUGGUUCAAGGACGAUGUUCCUAUCAAAGAACGUCCACCGCAAUUGAGGAUCAAGCAGCAAGGAAAUUGUUACAUGCUACUCAUCGAUAAAGCUGAAAAAGAGCACGCUGGAAAAUACAUGGUUCGAGCAACGAAUGCCGGUGGAGAAGCUCAAAGUAUAGCCGAUUUUGCUGUCUUCGAGCCAACACCAGACACCAUGGUAGAGGUCCAUAAAACUGUCAUCUAUGAGAACGUGCAGGACAAGAAAGUCAUUCAGUCCGACGAAAAGAAGAGCGAGGUUCCCUCUAGCAAACAAUCGACAAGCGAACAAGUGACAACGACGAAAAUUCAACCAAUUCCACCAUUAAAGACAACUCCCAUCGUAUCAUCGGCGUCAAUGGCCGAGACGACCAGAACGGUAGAAAAGAUCGAGGAACCAGGAUCCAGUAUGAGUCGUUCAGAAAUGUUUUCAUCCACCGUCGAAUCGCACCAAAGUCAAUCGAAGUCCGAACAUAAGUUCCACAUGAAGCUAGAGCACAAAACACCAACCGUCACGGUAGAACCGAAGAAAGAAGAGAAAACGGUAAUAAAAGAAGUAAUUCGCGAAGAAGUAGAGAAGAAGGGCUUCGAGCCAAAAACUACAAUGGUCGAGGAGAAAACGAAAAUCGAAAACGAGAACAUCGAAACUUCGACGAUAGCCAAGAAAGACGCGUUGAGUUUCUUCGAGUCCAUGACGAAGGAAACAGAGGCAACUCCGAAAGGUCCGAAAGAGAUGAUAAAAUUAGUCGACGACGCUGAUGGUCACGAAGUCAAGGUUGGAAAGUUAACAAAAAAUUACGAAAGAUCUACUACUUUCCAGGAAGUGAAGAAACCAGAACCAAAGCCUGCGGAGCUUCAAACUACGAAGAAAGCAGUCCACGAGAUAUUCACUAAAUUAGAACAGGGUAGUACAGCUUCUCGUGGAGUGGACAACAAGCUGUUCGACUUCCCAUACGAACCCUAUAAACCACCGGUAGAGACCAAGAAGACAGUCGUGGAAGAAACAAUGUCCUCGGGAUCUUCUCUUCAAGGAUCUGUAACUAUGUCAAAGAUGGAAAGCAAAAUGGAAACUAAAAUGGAGAGCAAGUCAGAAAGCUCUGAAAUAUUGAUGGAGGGUUUUAAAUUGGUACCAGAGCCUCCUCCAGAGAUCGGUUACAUGCCGAAGCCCGAAGAAUUAAAAAAAAAACGCCCUGACGUGUCCAUCAAGGCUAAACAGCUCCAAGAAUCCUUCGACAAAACUCUGUCUCCUAUAGAUGCGCCUAUCGGCGGUGUGAAGAUUUUCCCUACACCUUCUCCAAAGAUUAGCGAAGUUCCGAAAGUGGCGCCAACCUUUUCCAUGCCACCUCCUCCGUUUGAGCUCGAGAAGAAAGAGGUAAUCGAAGAACCGUGCGUCAGAAAGGAUAUUCACGAGAAGAAGGAUUACGUGUCUUCGUUCAGAACAACGUCUCCGACUAGGCCUUGGUCAUCAUCGUCUGAUGUGGAAACUAGGUCACACGUGUCUACGGAUUUGUCAGAAUACAGGUGUCAGUCAGCUGCAUCGAGUCACCAGGAGAUUCUUAGGUCCACUUCGCCUAAACCUUCGGCCGAUGGAUUGGCUAUGGAGAAAUCUUGGGCGAAGAAAUAUGCUGACUCUACGAGAAAGUCUUGGCCUCCUCAGGAAGAGACGAAGUUCAAACAUGAAUGGCAGACUCCUAGCGAGGAUUUCAAGAGUACGCAAAAGGAGGUUAAGAGGGAAGUGGAAGAGAUCGACGGUGGGAUUAGAAAGACUAGUAUGGAGUCGUCCAGCACUACAGAGAGACGUUCGUGGAGCUCGAAACAGGAAUCGAUGGAAAAGAUGUCGAAAAGAGCUCCGUCUCCACCUAAAAUUCAACCAAUCAUUUAUAACGCUGAAACCAUCAAAGUGGAUCACGUGGUGAAUAAAAUGGAAGAGAAGUCUUUGUACGAAAAAUACACUAGUGAAUUCGACACGAAGAAGUCAGAGAAAUCGGAGAAGAUGGAAGAGACAUAUUCGAAGAAAUGGACAGGAUCUGAUGAUCUGAAGGCUCCAAGUCUCGUCAGAAGUGUCGGACCAGCGAAAAAGCCAGUGGCCCAACCGUAUCAUGUAACACCAACUCCUCCAGCUACAGAUCAGAUUAUUCUGGAACCAGGUCCUCCUCCGGAAAUCGGAUAUAUUCCGGCGCCAACGGUCAAAGAGAAGAAGAUCGAGAAGAUAGAGAAGUCCUUGGAGGUGUCUUUGGAGCAUCAGCCAGCUAAAAUUCCACCUGGAGGAAUCAGAACUUUUCCUCCAGCUCCAAAAAAGGAAGAGCCACCUGCGUUGCCUCCUAAAGACGUUAGAAUGACUCCUCCUCCUAUCCCAGCUAAGACGCAAACACCAGUAGAGAUCCUAGAACCGUUUCCAUUUAAACCUUCUCCUCCAUCUACGAUAAAAACGCCAAAGGUGCCACCUCCGCCGACUCCAACGAAAUUUAUCAAAAGCAGCUUUACUCAAGAAAGUGAUUACGAAUCGGACAUGGACAGUUUGAUGAAAGCAAAAUGGAGGCCAUACGAGAGCGACAGCGAAGAGCCACGUUAUCGAAGAGUUCAGCCACCAGUGCCUAAGCAGCCGAUUAGACCAAGGUCAACCGAGCCUGAGCCACUUCCCCCAUCUAAAUUCGAGGUUCCUCCUGCAACUGUGGGUCCACCUAGACCCGUGAUCACCAAAGAACAGCAAGAGAAAAUUUGUAAGAAGACUACGACAUUUAAGAAACAAGAGAAAGAGAUGAAACAGCAACAACAGAAAUAUCAAGUGGUUCAGCCUCCACCACAGAUUGAAUUGAAGCCUGGCUCUCCUCCUAUCUAUGUUCAACCAACCACGAAGAGUCCAACGCCGAAAAGUCCACCCGCUAAGAAGCCAGAGUCUCCGAAAUUCAAAGUGAAGACGUUCCAACAGGAAAGUGGAUACAUGGCAGAUACCGACGAGCCGUUCCAGCAGAGAAGUUCGAUUCAAUCGAUGCAGAAAAGCUUCGGAAAGCACGAAUCUUCGUCGUCCAUGACCUCUCACACGGAGUCACGCACUUCGUAUCAGGAAAGUCGAUCGGAAUAUUUCGAGAGCAAAAGUUACGAUAGCCGACAGCAGCAACAGAAAAAGGAAUCGUUCGUGUCACCUGUUCCUUCGAAGCAACCGACAACUCAGCCAGCCAGCGUUCAACAACGUAGCUCGUUGGUUGAAAAGAGCUACGCGUCCUCCGCGUCCCCGUCGAGAUUCAGUUCUACGAAGGAAACAAUUUACACCACGGAUCAGUCGCAGAAGAAGCUGGAAACAGCAAAGAAGAUCCUGCCACCCUCUCCGAGUCCUUCGAAAUUCGUGAAGAGCGAAUUUCGUGAAAGCGACUACGAGAGCGACUACGAUGGCAGAAUACCACCCCUUUGGAAACCGCGGGGUUACGAAAGCGACGACCAGACUUUCAGACCCGUAAAACAAAGUCUCGCUGGUCCAGGCAAACCCAGGGAGCCUCGAACGCCGCUGAUCGAGGAGAUCUCGAAGAAGGAGCUCGAGAGAAAGGAGGAGAGAAUCGCAACGACCACUCCGACCAAGCAGAAGACGGUUCUCCUUCCUGGUUCUCCGCCAGAAAUCGCCUAUGCACCGCCUCAACCAACUUACUACGAAGCUCGAUCUGGUAUGCCGUUCCACAACGCGAUCGGCACGGAAACCAAGAAAACGGUCAGAAUGGACGAAUCCACGGAAAACAGCAGAAGAAUUGUUACGGUGGAGCAGACCAGUCGAGUGAUUAAAUUUGGCGACCAGAAACCAUCGGCUGACUUCAGAAGCUUCGACGCGACGCCUGAUCAACGACACAAGUCGACGUUUAAAGUACCAACUCCAAAGAAGUUUGUUCAAGGUCAAUUUAGAGAAUCGGAUUACGAGAGCGAUAUCGAUACGAGGAUCAAACCUAAAUGGGCUCCAGCGGACAGUGACACGGAGGAACCACGGUACAGGAAGGUUCAACCGCCUAUGAUGAAGGCGCCAAGGUCAUCGAGUGCUCCGGUUAGACACGAGCACGUGGUUUCACCGUUGGAGUUUGACACUGGGCCACCUGUGAUCAAGAGACAAACGUCGAUGACACAGCUAAGGGACGAUAGUAGAACGAGGAGGAUCGACUCACAGAUGAAAAUGCAGAAGGAAGUUAGCUCCAGGCAGGAGGAUGUGCUGAAGCCUGGAUCGCCACCUGAGUUUGGUUUUAUCUCGAGGAGCGACAUGAAGAAGGCAGCCAAUCACGUCGCGUCGCGUCACAUGAGCGACAUGACCAGCAGCUUCAAAUCGAAAACCGAGAAAUUCGUCAGCGACAUCCAGUCGGAUCUGAAGCAGGGCAAGCCGAUCCUCAAGCAUCCGAUCGAUAGCCGAGCCAGCGAUGGCGACGAGCCCAGAACUUACAGAGAGGAAUCACGACACUCGGAACAUGGAACGAAGCAAAUCGACCCAGACACCGGGCUGAUAUACUUCAAGUACGACUUUGGCUACGAGUUCGGAAUCGUGCUUCCCGGGGAAGGCAAAAGAACAGUCAGCAGUACUAACAGAACGAUCCAAGGCCAACGACGAGCCAGCGACAUCGAGGUACCCAUCGUUCACGAGUUCACUACAAGGAAAGAGAACGGUUUCGCGAAGAGAAGCAGUUCUACGGCGUCUUCGACGCGACAGAGCAAACCAGCUGGCAAAUUUGGCACGUCGAAGACGGUGAAAUGGGAGCCAACGUCGGAGAGCGAGUUCUCGGAGGCGGAGGACAUCAGAAACGCGAGAAAGAGGCAUCAAGAGGGAGGAAGCACGAUGGCACCACCUAGUCUCGUUAUACCUUGUUCGCCAUCGCCAUCCAGAUGGGAUCACACGACGCCCAGUCCGAUUUCCCUCAGCCCAAGCUUACCAAGUCUCUCCCCCAGAUACAGUAGCGCUACAGGACCACCCAGCAAUGUCGACUCAGCAGGAUCACCAUGGCCAACUACUAACGGAGUGGCCUCGAGCAAAGAAGUGAUUCAGCCUUAUCUAGAAAUACUACCGAAAAAGGCACCUCUAUUCAUCACGCCACUGAGAGAUAUCGCGGUGGUGAGCGGACAAACAGCGAGAUUCGAGUGCAUCGUUCAGGCUGAACCACAACCGAACAUCCUCUGGUCUAAGGAUGGCAGAAUCGUCGAGAAUUCAUCGUGCUACGAGAUUCAUUAUCGUAAUGGCGUUUGCCGUUUGACCAUAGUGCGAGCUUUUCCUGAGGACGCUGGCACUUACGCGUGCACUGCAACGAAUAGCUUAGGUUCGACAGUAACUUCCGCUACCUUGCAGGUGCCAGGAGUUCCUUCACCAUUCUAUGGGACAUAUCGGGACCAAAACAUCAGCGAAAGAGUGAUCGAGAGUUCGCCCAGGUACGUAGCUCUGAGGGACCUGUUUCUACCGCAAGAAAACUACGUGAAAACGACACCUAUGAAUCGUCAACAUUCGACGCGACACGAUUCCUCUGUCGCGUGCAACUUGAUCGCGGAUCGCAGUUAUCCAGGUGGCAGCUAUCGCGAGAGACGAAUUACGGCGGAAGAAUGCGACCAGAUAACAGAACGAAAUGUGAUAGCGCGACGACUCGAAUAUUCCAAUUUCGAGACGGACGAUUCGUUUCACGAUGAUUUCUGCUUCGAUCGCGAAUAUUCCCGUUACACAUCGUCGAAACCGAGGCCACCAGACAAAGUUCAAGGGGAGAUUGUGAUGCAGACGACGCCCACGGUACCAACAUUUACCGGCAGACCCGGCGAUCCAUCGCCGCCGGUCUUCGAACAGAUCUUUAAGAACGCCAGAUUCGCGCAGGGUGGAAACGCGAUUUUCGAGGGACGUGUCCGAGGAAAUCCAAAGCCCACGGUAUCCUGGACGCACAAAGGUGCGCCGUUGUUGGAAUCAUGGAAAAUUCGAAUGUCUUACGACGAGAAGACCGGAGCGGUCACGCUUCAAAUUAACCAAAUUGGUCCUGGGGACGAGGGUGAAUACACGUGCAGUGCUAAAAAUCAAUACGGCGAAGCAAUCUGCUCCGUUUACAUUCAACCAGAAGGAUUUGGACCUCCACAACAACAACAGAUGGGUUUCAGGAAGGAAUAUUCUCAGACCUUCCAGUCCACCGAACAGAAGUCUCAAACAGGAACACAAAGCGUUCAACAACGUAGUUAUCAACAAACGAUCGAUAAACGAAGCUACGUUAACGGAACUUCCAUCAGCAGCGAAGAUUUCAAGGUGGACACUUUCGAAUACAGACUGCUGCGGGAAACGGAGUUUCGAGAGUCGAUUACUCGUCGUUUCGUGGGCGAAUCCGACGUGCAGAUUUCGACGGUGGUAGAUCGUAGUCUGGGACCGGUUGCACCUCCGCAAAUCACGCAGAAGCCCAGAAACUCGAAGCUUGUCGAGGGAUCCGAUGCCGUUUUCACUGCGAAGAUCUCGGGAAAUCCGAAACCAAGAUUAACUUGGUUCAAAAACGGUCAGAGGAUCCGCGAAUCACAACGCGUGGAAAUGAGCCACUCGAAUCAGCAAGCUACCUUGAGGAUCAGAGUCGCCCUGCCGGAAGACAGUGGCCAUUAUACUUUGCUCUCGGAAAAUCCUCAGGGUUGCACCGUCAGCUCUGCAUAUCUGGCGAUUGAAUCCAGCGAUCAAGUAGAUCAGGCCUAUCAAGCUCCAAGAGAAACGAUCAAAACUCAGCAAGUUGAAACAACUGGCGAGUCCGACUCUGGAAAAGUAUUGCCGCCGAAUUUCGUUCGCACGUGCACCGAUCGCGAUGCCACCGAAGGAAAAAUGACCAGGUUUGACUGUCGCGUAACCGGCCGUCCGUAUCCCGAGGUGACAUGGUACAUAAACGGUCAACAAGUAGUCAACGACCUGACCCACAAGAUCCUCGUGAACGAGUCUGGUAAUAAUUCAUUGAUGAUCACGAACGUGAGCCGCGCGGACGCCGGCGUCGUGACCUGUGUCGCUAGGAACAAGGCUGGCGAAACCUCGUUCCAGUGUAACUUGAACGUGAUCGAGAAAGAACAAGUUGUCGCGCCAAAAUUCGUGGAACGAUUCACAACGACGAAUGUAAAAGAGGGAGAACCGGUUGUUUUUAUGGCUCGUGCGGUUGGCACUCCUGUACCGCGUAUCACCUGGCAGAAGGAUGGAGUGCCGAUAACACCUGGACCGGAUGUGCGUAUUUCAACGGAUGGUAGCGGAGCAUCAACUUUAGAUAUACCCUACGCAAAAAUGUCAGAUGCCGCUUGGUACCAGUGCACGGCGCAGAAUGUAGCUGGCUCUACCGCCACCCGAGCACGGCUCUUCGUGGAAACACCGAAAGGAGUAGCCCCCGAACCAAGACGCCUGAACUUACCCCGACCGACGAAAGUCAUCGAACCAGAACCAGCGCCUGGCCCCGAAGUGAUUUAUUUGAGACACGUGGAACGCGCCAAGCCAUAUUUGCCUCCACCCGAGGAAGAUAGAGUUUAUCCACCACCACGUUUCAUCAUACCAUUGAAGGACGUCCAUCAGAUCGAGGGUGGACGAAUUCACUUCGAGGCCAGAAUCGAACCGGUGGGCGAUCCCACCAUGAGGGUAGAGUGGUACGUCAAUGGACGAGCUCUUGAUGCGAGUUCCCGUGCGACUUCUAUCUUCCGAUUUGGCUUCAUCUCUCUCGACUUAAUUAGCAUCGUUCUUCAAGACAGCGGCGAAUAUUUAUGCCGCGUCGUGAGUUCGACCGGAGUCGCCGAAUCUCGAGCUACCCUCAGCGUGACACCACGCGCAACAAUCGAACAGGCUAGCCAACACCCCGACAGCCUUCAAUAUAUUCAACAGCUCGAGGAUUACAGCAAGUAUCAAAGGCAGGAGAGUGUGGAGGAGAUCUCUUCACAGCGGCCGGCCUUCAUCCGACCACUCCAGGAUCUAGGAGAGCUACAGGAAGGUCGUAACGCUCAUUUUGAAGCGCAACUGACACCUGUAAGCGAUCCCACGAUGAAAGUGGAGUGGUACAAGGAUGGCAGGCCAAUCACAGCUAGCUCAAGAAUCACAACCAUCUUCAACUUCGGGUACGUCUCGCUCAAUAUAUUGCACCUACGAGCUGAAGAUGCCGGUUCUUAUACUGUCAGAGCUGUGAACCGCUUGGGAGAGGCCGUCAGCUCCGCGUCUCUUCGUGUCUUUGCACGCACAAGCGUGACUACUGAUCUGGGAAUCCCCGAGCAACAAAGGUAUAUCGAGGCUGCCGAGGAAUUGGAAGCCUAUCAACAGGCUAUGCACCAGAAAUACGUACAGCAACAGCCUGAACCGACUAGCCCACCGGAAUUCAAAUCUCCUAUCAAGGAUCAAAACAACAUACGAGAAGGCGGAUUUGCUCAUUUCGAAGCACGUCUAGAACCAGUCGGCGAUUCUGAUUUGAGAGUCGAAUGGCUCAAGGACGGACGCCCUGUAGAAGCAAGUUCACGGAUCACGACAUUCUUCAACUUCGGUUACGUUGCGUUGACCAUCAAAUACGUAACGAUUCACGACGUUGGUAUAUACACUUGCCGCGCAUACAACCGUGUCGGUGAAGCACAUACAACCGCUCAGCUGAGCGUCAUCAGCAAGAACGAUGUCAUCUAUGACAGUCAACAUCCGACCGGACUUCAGAAGAUUCAAACUUUGGAAGAUUCCAGCAGAUAUUCGCGACAGGUUCAAGAAGAAACACAAGUAACUCAAGCGCCACGAUUUUUGGGCAACCUGAAGGGUACCAACAAGAUCGUUGAAGGUCAACGUGCUCAUUUCGAGGCUCGUGUGGAACCUCAGAGCGAUUUAACUAUGACGAUCGAAUGGUACCACAAUGGAAAAUCUAUCACUGCAGCAAAUAGAAUUCAAAUGUAUCACGACUUUGGAUACGUGGCUAUAGAUAUUCUUCAGGUUAGACCCGAAGACGCUGGUACAUACACCGUGGUCGCUAGAAAUGCUCUUGGAGAAGCUAAAUUGUCCGCCACGAUGGUCGUGGAGACACGCUCAAGCGUCGAUACCAGCAGUAUGCAUCGCACUUCCUACGAGAAGACUCAGCGUCUCGAAGAAUCGAAAUUCGUCGAGCCUCAAUAUCACAUCGAGGAAAUUUCAAAAUCAAAGCCAAUAUUCGUGCAGCCAUUGAGCGAUCCUAAACCUGUGAGCGAGGGCAAGAACAUUCAUUUGGAAUGCCGUUUGGAACCUAUGGGCGAUCCAACGAUGAGAGUCGAAUGGUUCCAAAAUGGUCGUCCAGUUACCGUUGGCUCCAGAUUUAGAACUUACUACGAUUUUGGUUUCGUCGCUUUGGACAUCGUGCAUUCGACUAUCCUCGACUCUGGCGAAUAUACUGUCAGAGCUACCAAUCAUCUUGGCACUGCACAUACCUCAGCCUGCGUCAGAGUAAUCGGAAAGUCCGAUGUUGUUACCGAAACUCAGCACGAGCAAUCGCUCGAACAGAUUCAAAUGCUGGAAGAUUCAUCCAGAUAUCGCAAGACCCAGCAAGAAGAAGUGACAGUGAUGCAGCCCCCGCAGUUCACUCGUCCUCUGCACAACAUCGAAACGGUGGAACUGACCAACGUUCACCUCGAGUGUCGUCUUCAGCCAGUUGGCGAUGCCAGCAUGAAAGUGGAAUGGUUCGUCAAUGGCAGACCAGUGAAGACUGGCCACAGAUUCAGACCAUCUUACGAAUUCGACUACGUCGCCCUUGACAUCUUGGGCGUUUAUCCUGAAGAUUCAGGCGUGUACACCUGCCAAGCUAGAAAUCAACUGGGAGAAGCCGUCACUUCCUGUUCAGUGAGAGUACACGCCAAGAAAGAUUUACUCCUGGAGUCUCAACAUCCUGAAGGUUUGGAAAGAAUACAAUACCUGGAAGAUGCUUCCAGAUACAAGAGACAGGAACUGGUUGACGAAGUGGUCAAUGUUAAGCCGAGAUUCAUCACGGCUCCGAAAAAUCAAGAGAAUCUUCGUGAAGGACAACACGCUCAUUUCGAGUGCAAACUGGAACCUGUAACGGACUCCAACUUGAAAGUUGAAUGGUUCAAGAACGGUCGUCCGGUUACAAUAGGACACCGAUUCCGUCCAAUCCACGAUUUUGGCUACGUUGCUCUGGAUGUAAUCGACCUAAUCGCCGAGGACUCGGGUACCUACACGUGUCGCGCUGUCAAUCUGGUUGGCAGCGACGAAGUGUCUUGUACUCUAACUUGUCGAUCAACCGCACAAGUUCUGACAGACACUCAAAACGAGAUUGGCCUGGAACAAAUUCAUUACCUCGAAGAUAGAUCGAGAUACCAACGCCGAGAAGAUAUCGAGGAAACAACCACUCAAGCUCCAAUUUUCACCACCUCCUUGAACAACGUGGAGAUCAAAGAAGGUCAAAGAGCACACUUCGAGUGCAGAUUGAUCCCUGUGUCUGAUGUAACGAUGAAAGUCGAAUGGUUCCAUAAUAAUAAGCCUGUGAAAGCUGGCUCAAGAUUCGUCGAGACUAAUAGCUUUGGUUUCGUGGCCUUGGAUAUCAUGUACGCCUAUCCUGAAGACUCUGGUACUUACACCUGCCGAGCGAAGAAUAUCAUAGGAGAGGCGAUUACAUCUGCAACUGCAGUUGUGCACUCGAAAAAGUCAAUUUACACGGAAAGCCAAAAUGAAGAGACACUUCAACGUCUUCAUUACUUGGAGGAUACCUCGAGAUACCAACGUAAAACUACGACCGAGGAAAUCGUUACUCAAGCACCAGUUUUCACGAUGCCGAUCAAGGACCUGAAAGUCGCUGAAAAUCAAGCGGCUCAUUUCGAAGCUCGAGUGAUACCUGUUGGCGAUUCAAAGCUCAAAGUCGAAUGGCUGCGAAAUGGAGUUCCGAUAGCAGCUUCCAAUCGCGUGACAACGAUGCACGAUUUCGGAUACGUCGCUCUAAACAUGAAAUACGUGAACCCUGAAGACUCAGGUACCUACACUUGCCGUGCAGUAAAUGAUCUUGGAGAGGCUGUAACAUCAGCGACACUUUUCGUCCAGUCCAAGGCGGCCCUGCAAUUCGAGUCGCAGCACGAGAGCGCGUUGUCGAAGAUCCAGGCGCUGGAGGACACCAGCAGGUAUCAACGACGCGAAGAAGAAGAGAUCGUGGUAAAGGAGAAACCAUCGUUCACGGUCCAACUAAACGGACCUACCAGUUUGGUCGAGGGACAAAGCGCACACUAUGAGUGCCGUAUCGAACCCUAUCCCGAUCCAACUAUGAAGGUGGAAUGGUUCCACAAUGGAAAACCAUUAUCCACCGGUCACAGGUACAGAACGACUUGUGACUUUGGAUUCGCUGCGUUGGACGUGCUCACGGUAUAUGCUGAAGAUUCUGGCACCUAUACCUGCCAGGCCACCAAUAGACUGGGAUCGGCGAAGAGCUCGAUUAAUCUUGACGUGAAAUCUCGCUCCUCGAUUAUUCGCGAAACUCAACACGAAAGUGCCCUGAAGAAAAUACAGUACCUAGAAGACGACUCGCGUUAUAAACGCGUAGAUGAAGAGGACUUGAUCAUCGCUGAGAAACCGAAAUUCGGUCGUCCAUUGAAGAACAUCGAACAUCUUCCUGAAGGCAAAAGCGCCCAUCUCGAGGCGACUCUAACGCCUGUCAACGAUCCCACUAUGGUGGUUGAAUGGUACAGAGAUGGCAGACCGAUUCCUCAAGGACAUAAAUUCAAGACUACCUAUGACUUUGGUUACGUGGCUCUCGAUAUUCUUUACGCCUAUCCGGAAGACUCUGGAACUUACAUGUGCAAGGCGAGGAACGCUGUUGGCGAGGCUGUUACCACUUGCGUCAUCAGCGUUGACUCGAAACAAGGCCUAUAUUUGGACACGUUAGACGCUCAGCGUUUGCAGAAGAUUCGCGAGCUAGAGACUGUAGAAGUGAAGCAAGAGAUUGAAAAAGAGGUUGUACACCAGAAGCCUGUUUUCCUUACGCCAUUGAACAACCUGGAUCUAAAGGAGGGCGAACACGCUCACUUGGAAUGCCGCGUCGAACCCAUCAACGACCCAAAUCUAAAGAUAGAAUGGUUCGUAAAUGGAGUUGCUGUAAGAACAGGACAUCGCUUCCGCAAAACACACGACUUCGGUUAUGUGGCUCUUGAUAUUCUUUAUACAUAUGCCGAAGAUUCUGGUACCUACAUGUGCAAGGCUACCAAUUUAGCUGGCGAGGCUGUCAACACCUGCACCAUCAAAGUUGGCUCUCGCCGCAGUAUUCUCCUAGACACUCAACAUCCAGAUGGCCUCGAGAAGAUUCGUGAACUCGAGGCUCAAGGACGUCCAGCCCGCUUAGAAGUCGAAGAACCACCAGUGACACCACCAAGAUUCGUCACUGAACUCAGGGGUACCACCGAAGUAUACGAAGGACAAACAGCCCAUUUCGAGUGCCAAGUUGAGCCUCUCCACGACGCCAACUUGAGGAUCGAAUUCUUCCACAAUGGCAAGCCGCUUCCAUCUGCCUCUAGGUUCCACGUGACCUUUGACUUUGGAUAUGUGGCUCUUGAUAUCGGCCAUGCUGUUCCCGAAGACGCAGGAGAAUAUUCCGUACGAGCUAUCAAUGCUCUAGGCCAAUGCGUAUCCUCGAUAGAGUUGAGGGUUAUUCCAAGGGACAGCAUUAUUCUGGACUCGCAACGUCCUGAAGGAAUGGACAAGAUUCGUGAAUUGGAAGCUCAACAGCCUUGGAAGAGACCAGACGUACCAGAACCGCAAACUAGGCAAAGACCAGUCUUUACUCAACCGUUGCAAAAUAUCGACGCUAUUCCCGAAGGGCACACUGCUCACUUCGAGUGCAGAUUGAUUCCUGUAGGAGAUCCAACGUUGAAGGUUGAAUGGUUCAGGAACGAAAUCCCACUUGAGACUAGUUCAAGAAUCACCAAAGUCCAUGAUUUCGGCUACGUCUCGUUGGACAUCUCCCACGUGAGAGAAGAAGACGAAGGCGUGUACAUGUGCCGUGCGUCCAACCCACUCGGUGAAGCAGUUACUACUGCUUCGAUGAAGAUCAAGAGUAAAGCUAGCAUUCAAUUGGACACCCAACACCCUGAAGCGCAACGUAAGAUCGCCCAACUUGAAGCUGAUAAAGGACCAAGUCGUCCUGAAGAACCGGAGAAGGUAUUCGAUAAACCUAUCUUCACACAAUUGUUGACUGGACCCACGGAACUUUGGGAAGGCCAGAUGGCUAGAUACGAAUGCAGAGUCGUUCCAGUUGGCGAUGCCAGUUUGAGAUUCGAGUGGUACAUCAAUGGAGUCGAACUAAAAAUGGGAUCUCGGUUCCACGUGAGUCAUGAUUUCGGCUACGUGACCCUGGACAUCCUGAAAGUAAUCUCGGAGGAUUCCGGUGUAUACACUUGCAAAGCCAUCAACAAAUCCGGCGAGGCAGUUUCCUCGAUUUCCCUGAAAGUGAAAGCGCGCUCAGCUAUCGAUGCCGAAAGUCUUCAACCAGAUGCUUGGCAGAAGAUCCAGCUGAAAGAAGCGGAGAUGAACAAAGUACCGGAAAUGUUCGUCGACACGACGCCUCAACAGGCUCCAGUCUUCACCAAACACCUCGAAAGCCACGACAGACUCGUGGAAGGUCAACAUGUAUACUUGGAAGCUCAAGUAGAGCCAAGAGCAGAUCCAAACCUUCGCGUUGAGUGGUUCAAAAACGGAGUGGCUCUUCAAACUGGAACCAGACUUCGUAGUACCUUCGAUUUUGGCCUUGUUACACUAUCUAUCAAUGGUUUAAGACCCGACGAUUCCGCCAUUUACACUUGUAAAGCCACGAACUUACUUGGAGAGGCUGUGUCUACUUGCAGUUUGAAGAUCGUCGAUCGUCAUUGGUUACUUGGCGACACUCUUCAUCCCGAUGCUCUUCCAAAGAUCGACGCCUUAGAGCAACCUCAUGUCACCUCAACAGAACAACCAGAACCUAUUUACGAGGAACCAGUGUUCAUCACUCAUCUGAACAACGUUGAAUGCGUAGAAGGUGACAAUGUGCACUUUGAAUGUAACGUUGAGCCAUCAAAAGAUCCCACGAUGAAGAUCGAAUGGUUCAUCAAUGGUAAACCUCUUCCAACUGGAGCAAGAUUCAAGUCGACUUAUGACUUUGGUUAUGUAGCUUUGGACAUUACUCAUGCUUAUGAAGAAGAUUCUGGAGUAGUCAUUGUUAAGGCUACCAAUUCGAAGGGAUCAGCUCAGACGUCAGGAACUCUCAAAUGCACCAGCAAACAGAACAUCUAUCUGCAGACGCAGCAUCCUCAAGGAGAGGCUGGCUUGGAAAAAGUCAAAGAAGCUGAAGAUGCUUAUUUGUCGAAAUAUAGGAGGCCAGACGCUGGACCAGAACAAGAAUAUCCUAAACCGAUCUGGACAGUGCCCUUGCAGCCGGAAUUCAAAUUGGGCGAGUCUGAACCUCUUCAUUUGGAGGGUCAGGUAGAGCCCAAGGACGAUCCAAACUUGAAGAUCGAGUGGUACUUCAAUGGAAAAGCUCUGGAACAUGGAUCCAGGUUUAAGAUGACCAGCGACUUUGGAUUCGUCACUUUGGACUUGACAGAUGUCUAUGACCGUGAUUCUGGAAUUUACACUUGCAAGGCAUACAACAAAGCUGGAGAAGCUUUCACUUCAACAACGAUCUACUGUACGACCAAGGAGAAUAUCAUCGAGAGAUCGCAGCAUCCCAAAGGUAAGGAGGGUUUGGAAGCAAUCCAGGACCUCGAAGAAUCGCUGAAACGACAGGAAGGAGCUCCACCAGAGAGUGAAGAAGGUCAUCCACCUGUGUUCACAUCUCAAUUCGAGAACCUGACUAACCUAUCCGAAGGAGAAAUCGCUCACUUCGAAGCUUCGCUCACGCCAACUAGUGACCAAACUAUGGUAGUCGAGUGGUUCUACAAUGGCAAGGUCCUGGACGCCAGUCAUCGCAUAAGAACAGUCUAUGCCUUUGGAAUGGUGGUUCUCGAGGUUCUUGGAACCAAGAUAGAGGACUCUGGCACCUACUCUUGCAGGGCUACCAACAAAUGGGGCCGUGCCGAGAUCAGUGUGGAAUUAGAAUGCGUAGAUAAAUCGAAAGGACAGAAACCCAAAUUUACAACUCAUAUUCAAUCGCUGGAAGGUCUAAAGGAUGGCCAGUCUGCUCACUUCGAGUGUACUUUAAUUCCAGUUGGAGAUCCUCAUAUGAAAGUAGAAUGGUUCCACAAUGGCCAACCUUUGAGACACUCGUCCAGAUUCAAGAUGGUAUCCGAUUUUGGAUUUGUUGUGAUGGAUAUCGCUGGCGUGAUGGCCCACGAUACUGGAGAGUACGUAUGCAAGGCUAGCAACAAAUAUGGCGAAGAUUACACUAAAGCAACUCUGAAAUGCUUUGGAAAGAGCGGAGUAUAUCUUGAUUCGUUACAACCAGAUUCUCUCGCUAGAAUCAGAGAACUGGAGAGUUAUGGUGGUGAACAACCUGCCACGCCAACGACUCCAGUUGCAGAGCCACCUAAAUUCAUCACGCAAAUUUCUGACAUCACGAAAUUGGUUGAAGGACAAUCCGCUCACUUCGAAGCUAGACUGACUCCUGUAAAUGAUCCAGAUCUAAAAGUCGAGUGGUAUUACAAUGGAAAGAAAUUACCUCAUGGACACAGAUACAGAACCUUCCACGACUUUGGCAUUGUCAUUUUGGAUAUAUUGUACUGUUACGAAGAGAAUUCUGGAGUUUACGAGUGCAGAGCUUUCAAUAAGUAUGGAGAAGAUACGACUAAGGCGACCUUGAAAUGUUAUUCCAAAUCGAGUCUCAUUUUGGAAAGUCAGCUUCCUAAAGGAAUGGAAGGUGGAUUGGAGAAGAUUCAGACUUUGGAGGACUCGAUGAUUCGCACUAAAGACGAAAAGAUCGUAGAGGAACGAGGAAAGGCACCUGUGUUCACUGUACCUUUGAGCAACAUCGAUGGCCUUCGCGAGGGCGAGAGCGCGCACUUUGAAGCUAGACUUACACCUACCGACGAUCCAAAAUUAAAGGUCGAAUGGUUCUGGAACGGAAAACCUUUGCGGACCGGUACUCGUUUCCGUACCUUCUGCGACUUCGGCUUCGUGAUUCUUGAAAUUUCGCCGAUCUAUCCAGAAGACUCUGGCGAGUACAGCUGCCGAGCAACAAACGACUACGGCGAAGCUGUAACCACAUGCACGAUGAAGUGUACUGGAAAACGAAGCAUCAUUCUCGAAUCUCAACUGCCAAAAGGAAUGGAAGGCACGAUAGAUAAAAUCGCCGAACUGGAAGGUCUUGGAAACGAACCUGGUAUUGCAACUCCGGACGACGAUACCGGAAAACCACCGGAAUUCAUCACGACGCCAUCCGAUUUGACUCUAACCGAGAAUUCCUUGGCGCACUUCGAGUGCAGAUUAACACCGAUCAACGACUCCAGCAUGAGAGUGGAAUGGUUCCACAAUGGAAAACCUCUGUUGGCUGGAACCAGGAUCAAAACCAUCCACGACUUUGGAUUUGUAAUUUUGGAAGUAGCCAAUUGCUACCAACGAGACUCUGGUUUAUAUACAUGCAAAGCGACGAAUCGUCACGGUGAAGCUACUGUGUCAUGCAAACUUCAAGUUCGUGGACGUCAAGGAAUUAUCUUGGAGCCUCAGCUGCCAAGCAACUUUAAGACUGGAACAGAGAGUAUUCAGAAAUUGGAAGAGGCUUUGUACAAGAAGGACGAGAUACUGACCGAGGAAGAAACACCUAAUCCUCCUAAAUUUACUGUGGAAUUGAAGGAUAUCGAAGUAGAGGAAGGAGCAUCCAGUCACUUUGAUUGCAGAGUCGAACCUGUGGGCGAUUCUACCAUGCGUAUCGAUUGGUUCCAUAAUGGAAGAUCGUUCGCUACCGGAUCUCGUGUACACCAGAUUAACGACUUUGGAUUCAUUUCGUUGGACAUGUCCUACACCUAUGCUAGAGAUAGUGGAGAAUACGUUUGCAGAGCUACGAACAAGUGGGGAUCUGCUACUACCAAAGCUACAAUAACGUGCAAAUCUAAGAAAACCAUAGAUUUCGACUCGCAGUUGCCCUCGGGCAUGAGCGGCGAGAAGCUGAAAGAAUUAGAACGUGGUCCGGUAAGCGAGCCACCUGCCGAAGAGCCACCACGUCAACCACCAAGGUUUAUUACGCAGAUUCAAUCAGCAACCGUUGACGAGUCUGAACCAGUUAGGUUCGAAUGUCGCGUGGAACCAAAAGACGAUCCAAAUCUACGCAUAGAGUGGUACAGAAAUGGAAAAUUGAUCCCAGCUGGACACAGAUACAGAACAAUGUACGAUAUGGGAUUCGUGUCUAUGGAUAUUUUGUACGUUUACCCUGAGGACUCGGGAGAAUACGUGUGCAAAGCUAUUAACGAUCUUGGCGAGGACACUACCAGGGCAUCGGUAUCAUGCAAAAAGUUGCCCAACAUCAUCCUACAGAACCAAGUGCCAAAGGGUAUGAAGAAGUCGGAAGCGUUGAUGCAAAUGGAAGCCACCAUCAAGAAAUACACUUCGGAAGUUCACCUUACAGAGGACGAUCUCUACGACGCGGAUAAGAAACAACCACCACGUUUCGUCACUCAGAUCCAAGACCAAACCGAGCUGGUUGAAAUGAACAGCACAAAGUUCGAGUGCCAAUUGGCACCUGUGGGUGAUCCGAACAUGAAGGUCGAAUGGUUCUUCAAUGGCAAACCUUUACCACACAAGAACAGAUUCACUCCAAUUUACGACUUUGGUUACGUGGCGAUGAACUUUGGAUGGGUAUAUCCUGAAGACAGCGGAGAAUAUCUAUGCAGAGCCACGAAUCUUUACGGAAUGGACGAAACACGAGCGGUGAUCCGAACGGCUGGCAAGCCUGGAAUUAUUUACGAGUCGCAACUACCAAAGGGCAUGAAGAGUAUCGAGAAGAUCAGGGAGAUGGAAGCUGCAUGGCAAAUAGUACCUGAGGAGGAGGGCGAAGAAGAGAAGGUGCGUGCACCUCCAACGUUCGUGAGCAAACCUGAACCGGUAACCGUGGAAGAGGGUGAUUGGUCGAGAUUCUGUUGUCGUGUCACUGGUCACCCGAGACCGCGAGUCAUGUGGAUCAUCAAUGGACAUACUGUGGUCAAUGGAUCACGGUAUAAACUGACGUACGACGGUAUGUACCAUCUCGACAUCCCCAAGACGAGGCAAUACGAUCACGGGAAGAUCGAAGUGAUCGCGAGAAGUUCCGUAGGCGAGUCACGAACCGAAACCACCCUAACAGUAAAACCAAGGAGCGACGAUUAUCGUGGUGUACUGAAAAAUUCACCAAGACCUUGGUAUGAUUACGGACUGACCCAAUACCAAUCGGAGCGACAGAACACAGAGCUCGAGAAAGUUUUCGACGAAAGACACCAUAACAUCUCUCAAGGCAUCGAGAUCGCCACGGAGCACCUUGGACAGAAAGUUUUCAAGGAACCAGAGACAGAAUGGCAGAAGUCUGUGAAGAGCAAAAAGAACGAGGAUUAUUACAACAAGCUCAUGACUCUGGAGGAAGAACAGGUGUUGAAGGAGAGUAGGCUGAGAGAAUCUAGCCAUCAAUUUGCUAUUCCUGGUGAAAAAGUUGUCUCUCAUUCUGUGGCGAAGGGAAUGGCCCAACAGUAUGAGGAAACCUUGGAAGACAAAAAGGAGGAAAGAAUCGAAGACACCACCACACAGACAACUACCAAAUUCGUGAAGAAACCACAUACAACGGAGGUGGACAUCGACGUGGAGCGCAUGAAAACCACUGGCAAGUAUCCUCCGGAACCAUCAGAAUCCACGGUUCACGGUCGUGAAGUGCACGUGGCCAAGCAGAAGCAAAUACAGAAAGAAGUCAAAGGAGACUUGGAGAUAACCAGAAAGAUAACCGCCACGGAAACCACCGAAGUGGAGCACAAAGCCAAGACCCAGGAGCGUGUUGUUCAAGGUCCAAUGAAACCAGCCACGCCACCAGUCUUCACGAAGAAGAUUCAACCUUGCAGAGCGUUCGAGCAAGAGCAAGCCCGAUUCGAAGUCGAAUUCGACGGUGAUCCAUUGCCAACCAUCAAAUGGUACCGCGAAGAUUUCCCCAUUCAGAAUUCUCCGGAUCUUCAGAUUUAUACGUUCAGCACGAAAUCGGUGCUGAUCGUUCGACAAGUGUUCAUGGAAGAUUCUGGAGUGUUCUCUGUCAUCGCUGAGAAUCGUGGCGGGAAGGCGAAAUGCAGCGCCAAUCUGGUGGUCGAAGAACGAAGAAGACAACCUGGUAGAGGAGGAGUGAUACCACCUAGUUUCCUGUCUACCAUUCAGAAUACCUCGGUCACUACUGGUCAACUGGCCAGAUUCGACGCCAAAGUGACUGGAACUAAGCCUUUGGAUGUUUAUUGGUUGAAGAAUGGCAAGAAAGUGACGGCAGAUAUUCGUUACAAGACACUCGAGGAAGAUAAUACUUACACCUUGUUGAUUUUGGAGACAGUGCCAGAAGAUUCAGGCAAAUAUGAGUGCGUUGCGAUAAACAGUGCCGGAGAAGCACGUUGCGACGCUGAAUGUACGGUUCGUGGACCUCAAUCGCCCGCCAAGACGGCGAAACCGACGACGCCUGGCGUCGAAAAGGCGCCCACGGUUUUGGAACCAUUGAGAGAUCAAACUAUCAGAGAAGGAACAUCCGUCGCCUUUGCGUGCAGGAUCACCGGAAAACCGGUGCCCACGGUACAAUGGAAAAAAGGCGACAAGGUCAUCAAACCAUCCAAGUACUUCCAAAUGCAGAAGGAAGGUGAUCUCUGUACUCUGAGGAUCUCUGAAGCUUUCCCCGAAGACGAAGGCGUCUACAAAUGCAUCGCCAAGAAUCCAGCUGGUGAUGUAACUACUUCGGCCAAUCUCAGAGUUCUUGCUCCCGACGCAGCUGACGUUCUCCCCAAACUGACGCCACUGAAAGAUCAAACAGUUCUAGAAGGACAACCGGCACAGUUCAAGACCCAAGUUACUCCAGCUAAACCAAAGCCAACGAUCCAAUGGUAUCGCGAAGGUGCCCUAAUCCCUCAGUCACCUGACUUCCAGAUGAUUCACGAAAGCAAUAACGCCGUGCUGCUGAUAGCGACCACCUACGAAGAAGACACUGGUACCUUCACCUGCCGAGCUACCACGUCAGCCGGCACCGUAGAAACCUCCGCCAAACUCAUCGUCAAAAAGAGAAAAGGAGCGUAUUACGAAGUUCCUGCAGAAACGGGACCAGGCGCGAAAACCGGCGUGAAACCAUCGAUAGGUUUUGGUACGGGCAAGGACAUUGUCCUCGAACCGUUACCUUUAGACGAGAAUGGAUUGCCACUCGAAAUACCCUUACAACCGGGGGAUGAAUCGUUACCUUGGAGAAAGGGGCGAGUUCAUCAUCGACCUCGACUUGGCGACGCGACGCCAUGGCGAAAAGAGAAACCGAAAUCUCGUGACACAUCUUUGGACAAAUUACAAGGGACAGAGUCCCAAGUUAAGCCUUGGACCGAAGAAGCUAUAGUAUUAAAGAAAACUCCACAGAUACCUCGCGAAACACCGAGAGAAAAAUUGGAGGAAGUUGAAUUAAAACCAGCGAAAAUCGAGAAAAAAGAAAUUAGAAGAGCUAGUCUGGAAACUGUUGACUUGAAACAUGUUACGAAAGAAGUAACGAAGGAUGUGAGGACUGAAGAGAAGAUUUCUCGACUGGAAGAGACUACAGCAGAGACUUAUGCGGAAGAAGAAGACUCUAGAUUUAUUAAAACCACGAAGAAAGUGGACGAAACUGUUCAAAAGAGAAAGGAAGAGGCUAAACCUUGGACCGAAGAAAAGGUUACAUUGAAGAAAGCAAAACCUGACAGGAAAGAGAUUCCUAGAGAGACUAUAGAACCCGUGGAACUGAAACCUUCGCGGAUCGUUAAGAAGGAUAUUGAAAAACCUAGCUUGGAAAAAGUAGAUCUGAAAUCUGUUCCUACGACUGUGACUGAGAAAGUUACUGAAGAAAUUAUCUCGAAAACUGGUUACCUUGAACAGGAAGAUACAUCCAUGUUAGACGUGUCUAGAACCGAAGAGAUCAGAAAAAUAAAGAAGGAGAAGAUUGAAGAGAAGGUAGAACAGGCGAAGCCAUGGACGGAAGAAAAGAUCACCUUGAAGAAAUCUAAACCUAUAAGAAAAGAAGUUGAGAAAGAAACUAUAGAGACUGUGGAACUAAAGCCAUCCAAGGUGGAGAAACUUCCGAUUCGAAAACCGAGUGUGGAGAAGGUGGACUUGAAGCCUAUUCCAACGACAGUGACUGAGAAAGUCACUGAAAAAAUCACUGAAAAGACUGAAUACCUUGAACAGGAAGACACUUCUUUGUUAGACAUAUCGAAGACUGAAGAACUGAAGAAAUUGAGGAAAGAGAAAAUAGAAGAAAAGCCAGAAGGGCCUAAACCUUGGACCGAAGAGAAAGUGACGUUGAAGAAAGCGAAACCUGUGAAGAAAGAGGUUGAAAAGGAAACGAUAGAAACGGUAGAGUUGAAGCCAUCAAAGAUUAUAAAAUCUACGGUACGAAAAGAAAGUCUGGAAACAGUGGAUCUCAAAUCAGUCACGAAAGACGUCACAGAGAAGACAGUGAAAGAAGUCGUACACAAGACUGAUUACGUAGAACAAGAAGACAUGACGUUGCUUGAUGUUACCAAAGACACUCAAGUGAAGAAACUCAGAAAAGAGUCGAUUUCAACGGAGAAGGUUGAGCAACUUAAACCUUGGACUGAUGAGAAAAUAACUUUAAAGAGAACUAAACCUGACAAGAAGGAAAUACCCAAAGAACAAAUAGAGACAGUAGAAUUAAAACCUUCCAGGCCAGAAAAGGGAGAAAUUGAGAAACCAAGUCUUGAAGCAGUGGAUUUGAAACCAAUUCCCAAGAAGGAAGUAAAAGAAGUAUCUAAAAAGCCUGAAAGAAAAGACGUGCUCACCGAAGAGGAAGACACAUCCCUUCUUCGAGUCUCCAAAGACACAGAAACUACGAUCAAAAUUGAUAAACAGGUCAAGAAGAUAGAAGAAGUUGAAAAGAAACAGGAAACUAAACCUUGGACUGAGGAGAAAAUAACUUUGAAGAAGACUAAAGUUGAGCAAAGAGAAGUUCGUAGAGAAAGUCUGGAAGAAGUCACGCUGAAACCGACGAAAACGGAGAAGAGAGAAAUUAGGAAGGAAACUUUAGACAAAGUAGAUUUGCAGAAGGUGAAAGAUAAGACACAAUUCGUCGAAGAAGAAGAUACCAAGCUAUUAAAAAUCGACAAAGAUGAGAAAGUUGAGGAAGAGAAAACAGAAAGAGUAAAAACUUGGAGAAAAGAAAGGAAACCAAAAGAAAAAGCACCAUACCAGGAAGAAGAAGAUAAAACGAUCUUGGAUGUGAAGGAAGAUAUCGAGUCUGAAGAAAAACUGAAAGAAGUGCCAGUUCCUUGGGUCAGAGGUAAAAAGAAACCUAAAGAAAAGAUUCCUUAUCACGAAGAAGAGGACACUACUCUUCUCGACGUCGAAAAGACUGAAAAGACGACUGAAAAACAGGCAAAAGAAGAAGUGCCGGUGCCAUGGAUACGAGGGAAGAAGCCGAAGGAAGAGAAGCCGGAAGUUCCGCAAAAAGUUCAGCCUGAAGAAGAAGUACCUGUUCCAUGGGUACGAGGAAAGAAACUAAAAGAAAAGAAGCCGGACGUUCCGCAGAAACUUCAACCUGAAGAAGAAGUGCCUGUUCCAUGGGUACGAGGAAAGAAACUAAAAGAAGAGAAGCCGGAAGUUCCGCAAAAAGUUCAGCCUGAAGAAGAAGUACCUGUUCCAUGGAUACGAGGGAAGAAACUGAAGGAAGAGAAGCCGGAAGUUCCGCAGAAACUUCAUCCAGAAGUUCAACCUGAAGAGAAACCAGAGGAAGAAAAAGAGAAAUUGGAAAAGGUUCCAUGGCUUCGAGAUAAGAAGGUUCCGCGGAAGAUACCGGAAAGGAAAGAAGAACAGGUUGAAGAUAUUAAAUCAGUUGUAUUGAAGCCUACCAGACGUGAACGUGUACCAGAAGAACAGGAGAAACCGGAAGAAGUGACGCUGAAGCCUGUCAAACGCAUUCCACUUGAAGAUGAAAAGAAGGAGGAAGUGCAACUGAAACCCAUUCCGAAACGAAAGCCCGAAGAAAAGCCGAAAGAAGAGAUCAAAUUGAAGCCAUUCCAAAAACCGAAACCAGAAGAGAAGGAACAGGAGAAACCAGAACUGAAACCACUUGAAAAACGUAAAUCUGAAAUAAAAGAGGCUGAAAUUGAAGACUUUACAGCUGUUGUAUUAAAACCUACGAGGAAAGAUAGGAAGCCAGAAGAAAAGGUAGAAACAGAGGAAGUAACUUUGAAACCGAUUCAGAAAAUCUCCAAAGAGAAAGAAACAGCUGAAGAAAUAACGCUCAAACCAAUGGAGAAGCCUAAAGCAAUGGAGAAUGGAGAAGUUUUGGGAAAGAAGACAGAAUUACAAUGGCAACCCGGAAAGAAGCCAGCUAAGAAAAUAGUAGCAGAGGAGGAGAAACCAGAAGAACUGACAUUGAAACCUGUCAAGCGUCUUCCCAAGGAAGAAGUGGAGAAGGAAGAAGUUACUUUGAAACCAAUUAAGAAAGAGAAACCAGAAGAAGAAAAACCAGAAAUUAAGUUGAAACCUGUCAAGCUUUUGAAGAAACCAGAAGAAGAAAAACCAGAAGAGGUAUCAUUGAAGCCAGUUAAACGUCUUCCUAAGGAAGAGGUGGAGAAGGAAGAAAUUACUUUGAAACCAAUUAAGAAGGAGAAACCUGAAGAAGAGAAACCAGGAGUUACAUUAAAACCUGUCAGACGACUUCCCAAGCAAGAGGAGGAAAAACCGGAAGAAGUGACAUUGAAACCUGUGAAGCGUCUUCCCAAGGAAGAAGUGGAAAAGGAAGAAGUUAUUUUGAAACCAAUUAAGAAAGAGAAACCCGAAGAAGAAAAACCAGAAGUUAAGUUGAAGCCUGUUAAGCGACUUCCCAAGGAAGUGGAAGAGAAGCCUGAAGAAGUGACAUUAAAACCAGUCAAGCGUCUUCCUAAGGAAGAGGUGGAGAAGGAAGAAGUUACUUUGAAACCAAUUAAGAAGGAGAAACCUGAAGAAGAAAAACCAGAAGUUACGUUAAAACCUGUCAGGCAACUUCCCAAGCAAGAGGAGGAAAAACCGGAAGAAGUGACAUUAAAACCAGUCAAGCGUCUUCCUAAGGAAGAAGUGGAGAAGGAAGAAGUUACUUUGAAACCAAUUAAGAGAGAGAAACCGGAAGAAGAAAAACCAGACGUUAAGUUGAAACCUGUUAAGCGAAUUCCCAAGGAAGUGGAAGAAAAGCCUGAAGAAGUGACAUUAAAACCAGUCAAGCGUCUUCCUAAGGAAGAAGUGGAGAAGGAAGAAGUUACUUUGAAACCAAUUAAGAAGGAGAAACCAGAAGAGGAAAAACCAGAAGUUACGUUAAAACCUGUCAGGCGACUUCCCAAGGAAGAGGAGGAAAAACCGGAAGAAGUGACAUUAAAACCUGUCAAGCACCUUCCUAAGGAAGAGGUGGAGAAGGAAGAAGUUACUUUGAAACCAAUUAAGAAGGAGAAACCUGAAGAAGAAAAACCAGAAGUUACGUUAAAACCUGUCAGGCGACUUCCCAAACAAGAGGAGGAAAAACCGGAAGAAGUGACAUUGAAACCUGUCAAGCGUCUUCCCAAGGAAGAAGUGGAGAAGGAAGAAGUUACUUUGAAACCAAUUAAGAAGGAGAAACCAGAAGAAGAAAAACCAGAAGUUAAGUUGAAACCUGUUAAGCGACUUCCCAAGGAAGUGGAAGAAAAGCCUGAAGAAGUGACAUUAAAACCUGUCAAGCACCUUCCUAAGGAAGAGGUGGAGAAGGAAGAAGUUACUUUGAAACCAAUUAAGAAGGAGAAACCAGAAGAAGAAAAACCAGAAGUUAAGUUGAAACCUGUUAAGCGACUUCCCAAGGAAGUGGAAGAAAAGCCUGAAGAAGUGACAUUAAAACCAGUCAAGCGUCUUCCUAAGGAAGAAGUGGAGAAGGAAGAAGUUACUUUGAAACCAAUUAAGAAGGAGGAACCAGAAGAGGAAAAACCAGAAGUUACGUUAAAACCUGUCAGGCGACUUCCCAAGGAAGAGGAGGAAAAACCGGAAGAAGUGACAUUGAAACCUGUCAAGCGUCUUCCCAAGGAAGAAGUGGAGAAGGAAGAAGUUACUUUGAAACCAAUUAAGAAGGAGAAACCGGAAGAAGAAAAACCAGAAGUUAAGUUGAAACCUGUUAAGCGACUUCCCAAGGAAGUGGAAGAAAAGCCUGAAGAAGUGACAUUAAAACCAGUCAAGCGUCUUCCUAAGGAUGAAGUGGAGAAGGAAGAAGUUACUUUGAAACCAAUUAAGAAGGAGAAACCAGAAGAGGAAAAACCUGAAGUUAAGUUGAAACCUGUUAAGCGACUUCCGAAAGAAGUGGAAGAGAAACCUGAAGAAGUGACAUUAAAACCAAUCAAGCGUCUUCCUAAGGAAGAGGUGGAAAAGGAAGAAGUUACUUUGAAGCCAAUUAAGAAGGAGAAACCAGAAGAAGAAAAACCAGAAGUUAAGUUGAAACCUGUCAAGCCUUUGAAGAAACCAGAAGAAGAAAAGCCAGAAGAGGUAUCAUUGAAGCCAGUUAAACGUCUUCCUAAGGAAGAAGUGGAAAAGGAAGAAGUUACUUUGAAACCAAUUAAGAAAGAAAAACCAGAGGAGGAGAAACCAGAAGUUGCGUUAAAACCUGUUAAGCGACUUCCUAAGGAAGUAGAGGAGAAGCCAGAAGAAGUGACACUGAAACCUGUCAAGCGUCUUCCCAAGGAAGAAGUGGAGAAGGAAGAAGUUACUCUGAAACCAAUUAAGAAGGAGAAACCAGAGGAGGAAAAACCUGAAGUUAAAUUGAAACCUGUGAAGCAUUUGAAGAAACCAGAAGAAGAAAAGCCUGAAGAGAUAACAUUGAAGCCAGUUAAACGUCUUCCUAAAGAAGAGGAGGAAAAGGAAGAAGUGAUUCUGAAACCAAUAAAGAAGGAGAAGCCGGAGGAGGAGAAACCUGAAAUUAAAUUGAAACCUGUGAAAUUCUUGGAGAAACCAGAAGAGGAAAAACCUGAAGAAGUUACUUUAAAGCCCGUCAAGCGUCUUCCAAAGGAUGAGAAGAAACCAGAAGAAGUUAUUUUGAAACCUAUAGAAAAGGAGAAGCCGGAAGAAGAAAAGAAGCCAGAAGUUAAGCUGAAACCAGGUAAACCUAUCGAGAAACCAGAAGAGGAGAAACCGGAGGAAGUGAAAUUAAAACCGGUUCCGAAGCCGGCCCCUGAAAAAGUCGAAGAGAAACCUAAAGAAGAGGAAAAACCUGAAUCCAUAUUACCAUGGCGCGUUGGCAAAAAGGCGAAGAAGGUCGUCGAUUUCCGAGAAGAAGUCACAGUCGUACCGAUCGAUCAAGAGAAAGUGGUCUCUGAGGAAACGACGGUCGUGGAACAGAAAGUAGAAGCUAAAGAGAUAACUCAGGUGGUGGUUAAAGAGAUCGAAGAACAUAAACCUGUAGAAGCGCCCGUAAUUCCGUGGAGGACAUCGAAGAAAGAAAUGGUGAAAGAAGUCGUCGAAGAAAAAGUCGAAAUUGAAGAGAUCAAACCUGAAGUGGUACAUAAAGAAGAUACAGUAAUCGAAGAGAUUGUUGAAACAGAAGUCUCUAGGAUAAAGAAACGACGACCAAAGAAACCGGAAGAAGAGAAGGAAGUAGUCGAAUUGAAACCAGUCGAGAAACACGAAGAAUUCAUAGAAAAAGUAGAAGAAGUGGUUCUUAAACCAGUCAAGAAAGAAAAGGUAGAAGUAGUAGAAGAGAAAGAUGAGGUUCGUCUUAGACCGAUACCCAAGAAGCCACAGGAAAAGGAAGUACCCGAAGAGGUAACUCUGAAACCUAUCAAAAAGGAGAAACCCGAAGAGAAACCUAAGGAAGAAAAAGUACCAGAAUUGAAACCAGUGAAAUUAGAGAAACCAAAAGAGAUAGAAGAGAAGGAAGAAACAGUGGCUAAAAUACCAUGGAGGAAACCUAAAAAGAAACCAGAAGAGGUACCUGUACCUGUUCCUAUAGAAAAGGCAGAAGUGAUCGAUGAAACUGUUACCGUAGAAGAGGUUAGAGUGGAGGAGAAAGUUAAAGAUGUGGUCACGAAAGAUGUAGUCGAGGUCGAAACAAAGAUCAAAGAAGAAAAAGUGGAGGAUCGUAAGAGCAGACGCAAGCAGCGUACGCAAGUAGAAAUAUCCAUCACGGACAAAGACAAAAAGAUCGCUCCGAGGUUCAUUCAGAAGCUACAACCCGUUAUCGCGCAACCAGAAACAACCGCAGAAUUCACAUGUACAGUGUUCGGCAGUCCAUCCCCCGAAAUUACCUGGUACAGAAACGAGCAGGAGCUUCACGCCAGUGAGAAGUAUAUAAUGACCAUCUACGAAACGACAGCCUCGUUGGAGAUAACUAAGGUGAAAGAAGAGGAUGCCGGCAUGUAUUCUUGCAGAGCGUCAAAUCCUGCUGGAGUAGCCACGUCCACCGUGAAUCUCGUGAUAUUCGAAAAAGAGGAAGAAGGCGUAGCGCCACACUUCGCAACACCCAUUAAGCCUCUCAUGGUGGAAGAGCACAAACCAGCUCUACUUGAAUGUGUGGUCACUGGAACACCGGUGCCGGAAGUAAAAUGGUAUCGCGGAGAGCAAGAACUGAAACCUCAAAAGGGUAGAGAAAUCACCUUCAAUCCUGAAACCGGUGAAGCAAAAUUGCACAUAUUGGAGCCAAUGAAAGAGGACGAGACGAUUUAUCGCGUUCGAGCUGUUAAUAAAUUCGGUCGAGCCGAAUGCAGAGCUAAUUUGGUGAUCGGCACUGCGGUGAAGGUCACUAAACCGGAAGUUUUAAGAGCACCAAAAAUCACCAGGCCUUUACCAGCCUUGGUAGCCGAACUUGGAAAACCUCUAACUUUGUCAGCCGAUUUCGAGAGCAAACCAACGCCAACAGUGAAAUGGUUCCGCAAUGGAACUGAAAUUGUCCCAUCUGACAAACGAGUGAUAAAUAUUUAUGAAACUACCACUGAAUUAUAUAUUCCUGAGGUGACGAAGAAAGAUGGCGGGAAAUACGAGGUUAGAGUUCAAAAUCCUGUUGGAGAGGCGAGAAGUUCGGGCUCUGUUACGGUAAAAGAACGCGAGGACAAGACAGACGAAGUGAAAGCUCCGAGGUUUAUCGAGCCGCUACAACCACAGAUUGUCGCCGAAGGAGAGGUCGUGAUCAUGGAAACACGUGUUGAAUCCUAUCCGACGGCCUCCUUCCAGUGGUUCCACGAAACUCGUCCUCUGGAGUCCACGCCACAGGUAAGGAUUGUGACGCAAGAGAACAGAUCGAUCCUCAUGAUCAAGGAGAUCAAGCCCGAGUUCGCGGGCACGUACACCUGUCGCGCCGAAAACGUUGGCGGAUCAGUCACCUGCACAGCGACGAUAAAUAUGUUGGAGACACCAUGGGAAGAAACCGUUGAGCUUGUUUCACCGACGUUUGUUAAACGAUUGUCACCGGUCAGGGUCAUGGACGGUGAAAGCGCAAACCUGACGUGUAUCGUCCAAGGGAAACCUACGCCUAAAGUGGAAUGGUACCACGACAACAAACCUAUCAAAGAGGGCAAAGAGAUUACUAUUAUACAAGAUACGGAAGGUGUGUGCAGUUUGGCCAUAACCGAAGUAUUCCCUGAAGAUGCCGGAGAAUACACUUGUCGUGCCGUGAAUCCUGUUGGCGAGGCCGUUUGCAUGACGUCGCUUAUCGUGGAAGCAUACGAGUACGUACCAGAUUCGGAGAUUGCAUCCUCGAUCGUUGCGACGUCUCUUACUACAGGGCAGAGUGGUUCGGAAGAGGAUCUCUUAUCUCCCAAGGAAACUCCCUUGUUCGACACGGACACAGAGGAAUCUGCACCGGAGAUAAUAAAGAAACUUCCUCAGUUAAUUCCUACCAAAGUCGGAGAGUUAACCAGAUUGGAAGUGAAGGUCAAGGGAAAGCCGAAACCAGAAGGAAAAUGGUACAAGCAAGGCCAGGAGAUCAUGCCGUCCGAAGAAUUCCAAAUCGAGGAAUUCGACGAUGGCACGUCGAUAUUGACGAUAGCCGAAACGUAUCCCGACGACACGGGUGAGAUUGUGUUCGAAGUACACAAUCCACUCGGUGUAUCGACCACGAUGACGUACCUGUCUGUAGAAGGAAUCCUCGGAACAAAGGAGUACAGGAAACCAUCAUGGGUGGCCGAAAUGGAGGAGAUGCAAGAAGCUCUGAGAGCCACGCAAUCUGUACCACGAUUCAUCCAAGAGAUAACCGACGUUUAUGCGAGGGAAGGUGAAACCGCAGUGUUCGAAUGCAUAUACUCUGGCAAUCCUGCUCCAGACGUUGUAUGGUACAAGAAUGACAAGUUGGUCUCCAAUACCCAGAACGUGAAAGUUCGUAUCUCCGAUGAAGAGAAAAAGACAUCGCUAACGAUUAAACACGCAACCGAAGAAGACGAUGCUACUUAUGUGUGCAAAGCUACCAGUGAGAUAGGUUUGGCAACGACGAAAGCUAAACUACGCGUAACAGAUGUAACGGGUAAGACAGCAUUCUUUGACGAAGAAGAGGUGGUCGAAGAACAGGUGACUGAAGUUAAACCUAAGGAGAAACCGAAAAAGAAGAAGCCAGAGUUGAAGAAGGCUAAAGAGACGAAGGAGAAGGUGAAAACCGAACGUGUGAAGAUAGACAAGAAGGAAGUGCGCAAAGAGAAGCUGGUUCCUAAAGAACAACCAGAGGAAAAGAAAAUUGUCGACGUCGAAGAGACUCAGGUACUCGAAACGACAGAGAUUAUUGAAGAACAACCAACAGAGAUAUCACGAGCGAAGAAAGUGGUGCCGAUCCAAGAGCCGCUAGUGACGGAAGCAACCGCGUCGCUGAAGAAGAUCGACGAUCAGAAGGCGCGCGAAAUGGUACCAAAGCCUGAGGAACGUGCAAAACGGGUGGUGGAGGAACGCGAAGGCGUAGUCGUCGUCUCAGAAGUGGCCACGGAAGAUAUAGCGCAAGAUUUCACAGUGGAAUCGGUGGUCGAUCGCGCUGAAAUCACGUCGGAAACCCUGCAAACCGUCUCUGUGUCGGAGGUGCACACUGAAGCCGGUGUCCAAGAGAUGAAACGAAUCGAGGCCAAACAACGAAAAGCAAAGAAAACAGUGGUAACCGAAGAAGAAAUAUUCGAAGAGAAGCCCAGAGAAGUAAUCACGGAGGAAAAACCGAAAAAGAAGAAGAAAGAAAAGGUGAAGGUGAAAGAAGAAGUGACGAUCGAGGAAAUCGUAGAAAGACAAAGAGAGAAUAUCGCGAGAGAGGUGGAGGAAAUUAUGGAGAUGCUUCACGCGAAAGAAUUUGGACCUGGCGAAGCUCCUCUUCGAGAAUUGGCUACUAUCGGCUUCUUGGUGCGCCAAGGUGUCUCCGUCAACGAGAUAAACGAGAGUCUGUACAGGACGGACAAUUUCCCUGCGUUGAAAACCCCCGAGGCUCAGAAUGCGCUGGUUCAAUUAGUGGAACGAGAAGGUCAUGGUCCAUUGAUCACGCAGGUUCUGACGGAGGAAACGACCACCGACGAAAGCGUAGUGGCCGCUACCGUUGGCUUCCGUGCUUUUAUGAGGAUGAUCGAGCUGCAACACGUUACCGUGGAGGAAGUGCUCACGCACUUCGCUCCGGAGGACUUCCGGCCGCGUGCUUGGGAGGUUACAGAAGCUACGGAAGUUGAAACGGAUGGACGAGUUACGGAACGAGUAGAUAUGAUCCACAAAAUGGAGGUCCAUUUCAUGGAGAGGAGGGACGAAAGAAAAGCCAUCCGCGCGCAGGAUAUUCGUGACAUAAAAGAAUACGAGGACACACGGCAGGCAUACACGACACUGCACGAACGAAAAGUAACAAAACCAAAGGAACAAAUCGAGGAGAAAAAGGAAGAUAGGGACGAGGGGGUUCAAGUUGUAGAAAUCGAGGAGAUCGAAGAGACUGAAAAGAAGAAGAAGAAGAAAAAGGACGUGGAAGAAAUUGAGGAAGAAAUCGAAACGAUCGUUAUUGAAACAGACUCGAAGGGCAGGGCUCAAAAACAAAAGAAACGCGAUGAUUUAGAGAAACAGGUUGUAGAGGAAGAAGAAGAAGAAAUAGUAGAAAAAGUGAGAAAAGAAUUGAAACCUAAACGACCAACGGUUGGAAAAGACGAGGUUGAGCUGGAAGAAAUCGAGGAAUUCGAAGUGACAAAAGAUAAAUCAAUGCCUUCGAUCAUGUUAAACGUUUCUAGCCAAAGACAUCAAAUAAUACCUUUAGAUCGUACUAUUGAACAAGCACCUGGAAAACCAGAAUUAGAGAAAGCUAAAUUAACUAUGGACACGAUUACCCCAUUAACCGAGCACUUGGUCCCCGUUCAGGAAAAAGAAAUCGACGAUAUAACUCAAAUUAAACCCAUUGAACGUAAAGCUUCCUUAUCUAUUUCACCGGUAGAACCUUAUUCUACAACAGAAACAACAAUUCAAGCUUCCACUGGCGAGUUUGCUGAUACGUUCAAACCUACAUCCUACGAAGCAACGCCAGCUUUCGUUCCAUCCGAAGGUUUAAUCGUCAGUGAGACCUUGACCAACGAUGCUAAUCUAUCCACUUUAACUAUAGACAAACAAGAAGUCAGUAGAACUGCGGACGUUAGCAUGACUCUUCAAGAAGCUACUACCGUGUAUGAAACCAUGGUAAGUCAAAAGGAAGCUCCAACGAAAGACUUUGUGUCGCCAUUGACAGUCAAAGCAGAAGACACUAUUCUACCUCAAGUAGGCUUAUCAGUCUAUGAAGUUCAAGAAGGAUUGUCAGAAGACAAAUUAGAACCAUUAAAGACUGUACCAACUAAACCCAGAAUAAACGUGACAGCAGUUGAACCAUUGGUUGUCGAAGAAGUUCGAGCAGAAGAUAAACCAGGAAAGUAUUACCCAGAACUGGUAGUUCCUACAGAAGUCGCCACAGAAACUGUCAUUCCGCAACGACAACGAGUCACAGAAGAAAUGCAUGCUCCUGAGAAAGAAGGUGAAUAUGUUCCAGGUAGAUUACCACCUAGUCAGAAAGCACAAAUAGGAAUAUCUUAUGGAAACGAAACAGCAAUUAUCCAACAGAAUGUUGUUCAGGAAAGUGAGGGAGUGUUUAUUUCUGAGAGGAAAACCGAUACAUUCGAGGCUACUCCAAAUGUAACUCUGUUAGAAGGAGUUUCUGUAUCAACUGUUCAAACGCAAGACACAGAGACUCGUUUGACAAUUGAAGAGACGAAGAAGGCUGUUGCUGAUUUAAAUGUAGUCGAGAUUACAUCAGCUGUGACAGUGGAGACUGUCCCAUCUGAGAAAGAGAAAGAGUAUCAACCGGGAGACAAACCAACUACCAAGACAGCAGAGACAUCAAUAUCUCCAUUAGAAAUUGGAUCUAUCACGAGUACACUUAUUCAAGAGUCUGAGGGUAUUUAUCAUCCAGAUCAGAAACCUACGAAAGUAUUAGCGGAGACUUCUAUCAGACCUGAAGAACAUGUGAUGGUGUCAGAAAUCCAGACAGCAGAUUACCCGUCAGAUUUCAAGGAAGAGUUGAAAUACGUGGAAGAAAGUGGAACAGUGGCUGUGCAGUUGACAGAAGCUAAGAUGAUCCAAGAAACCAUGACUCACGAUCGUGAAGCAAAGAUGGAUGAAAUAGUCAAACCCGAAGAACGUAUAGUAGAAACUAGUUACGACGCUAUUAGAAGCGUUGAAGUGUUCCAAACUACGUCUAUAGAAAAGGAAGCUGAUCUUAAAAUCUUUGAAAUGCCAGAAUCUCAUCGUGGCAAGACAGUACCUACUCAUCCUGUAGUUUCGUUAGAGGUUGAGAUGAUUCAACCAGAAGAUAAUGUAGGUGUUAUCAAGAAAGAAGUUCCAUCUUCUGGCAUAGCUAAAAUAGAACCCAUUGGAUUACAAGAGACUGUAGUGCGAGAGACAAUUGCAGCAGAAGACGUAGCACCUGUUGAAAAGGACAAAGCACCCGAAUCAAAGACGGCUGAAGUUACAAUGAACGAAAUAGAAAGCGUUCAUACUACUAUGGUAAUCGCUAGCGAGAGAGAAGCUGAAUAUACACAAGUAUCUGAAAUUAAGGGAGCUUAUGCUAGCACAGAAUUUACUACACAAGUCGCACCAGUGUUCGAAGAAGUCAGAACUCAUUCACCAACUGGAGAAUACGUGCCUGAAGAGAAGCCAGCUUCUGGUGUAGCUCAACCAUCGCAUGUUCCACUAGAGAGCGUAACUGUAGCCAUGCAACAGUUAGCAGAGAAAGAAGAUUUGUAUAAAACUGACGUACAGCCAGACCAGAAGACUGCAAUUGUGGAAUUGACUGAACCCAGACCUGGCCCAACUGUCUUGGAGGUUAUUCCCCACGAUCGUGAGAAUGUUUAUAGUCCUGACGUGAAGCCACAGGAUUAUACUGCUCAGACAUUGGUGUCCGGUCACACAGUUGCAUUAAAAUCAGAAACUUUAGUGGAGCAAAGCACCGCUGAUAUGAGUAUCGACACACCUAAAUCUGGAAAGGCUAUUCCACAAAGAGAUGCUUUGGAAGAAUUGGUUAUCACAGAGACAACUAUUGCUGAAACAGAAAAAACGAGAGAAGCAGAUGUUUUGCCAAUUACUCAGAGUGCUGAAGUUGAAAUUCAGAUGAAGACUGAGAAAUUAACAGUCACUGAGAUAACCAGUGUCCAGGAAGAAGAAAAGUUGGAAGUGGAAGAGAUACCAAAAGAAAGAAAGGUUACUUUAGGAAUCACUGGAGGACACGAGGUUGCUGAGUUACAGGAGACAAUUCUUGCGAGCAAUGUAGAUAUUCUGAAAGAAGACAAGACAAAGGAAGAACAUGCUAGUCAACAACAGAGUGGAUUGGAAGUCGUUGAACAGACAGAGAUAUCUAUUUCUGAGAAAGAGUCGCCUCUCCAAGAAGAUAUAAAACCUGAUACUAAGAACAUUGAAGUCACUUUUGAAGAAGGUCAAAGUAUCGUGGUAGGUAUAACGUAUCCAGAAGACAAGGAGGGAAUAUUCACUCGAGAAGAAAAACCUAAAGGCGUAGAAGCUACCGUAGACAUCGACACACAAGGAGUAGCAUCCAAAUUGGAAAUCCUUAGUGACACAAGCUUAAGUGAUCUACCACAUGAAGCGGUUCAAGAAAUGAAACCAAAAACCACGAUAUUACCUAUCGAAGCUGCAAUUGCCGAAGAAGUACAGACCAGAGAGACAGAAGCACCAUUCAGUGAGAUUAAACCCUCUGAUAAGAAAGCGAAUCUUGAAUUUGUGACAGGAGAAGGUUUAAUUGUUUCAGCAGUUACUACCGAAGAUAAAGAAAGUCUGCUUCCAGAAAGUGAGAAACCAGAGAUCAAAACAGCUAGCUUCGAUAUUCCCACACAUAUUGUCGCUCAGAGUAGUGAGACCACUACGACAGAUAACGUGGGCGAAUUUGAACGCAAAGAGGCACCUACGGCAACAGCUACAACAGAUCAUAUUACUUUCCACAGUUUAAUUGCUUCUGAGACGGCUCCUGGUGAUCUAGAAAAGCCUAUGGAAGACUUUGUACAACCAGAUAAAAAAGUAGUAGAUAUUUCAUUCCAGGAAGAAGAAGGAAUUACGGUAAUUGAGACCAUUGCUUCAGAUAUGGAGAAGGAAUACUUCGAGAAGCUAGAGAUCCAUGGUGAACAAGCUGUACCUAGUUUCGAUGCUCAUAAAGUGGCUCAGCUGACAGAGAUCAAUCCAGCUGCUGUUUCUGGAGACUUAACUGUGCCUGCACCAACCACAGUCGCAGCCAAAGAAGAACGAUUGCCAUUCGAAAGCAUCGUUCAAACUGAGACGGUUGUGUCUGAGACUGAGAAAGAAUUCAUGGACAAACCUGUAAUCACCAACAAAGCAGAAAUAUCUAUCAAUGAAAUCAUCAGUGCUACUACCACUACUGAAAUUCCAGCUGAUAAAGAAGAUAUUCUCAAAAUUCCUGAGAAACCGACUGAAAAACAGGCUAGUGUUCAGUUUGCUGGUCACGUGAUCGCUGAGAAGACAGAGGUGACUGUAGAUUCUAGUGCUGGAAAAUUGGAAGAGGUAAAACCAGUUUCAGCAGCAGCAAUGCCAUCUAGUAUUCCUCUGGAAGCUUUAAUUAGCUCAGAAACACAACCAACUGAAGCUGAAGGAUUGUUUAAUAAGGAUAAAGCGCCAUUGCAAGCUCUGGCUGACAUGUCUCUAGUGGAAGAACAGAGUAUACAGGUGUCAACCGUGGUUUUGGAAGAUAAAGAGGAAGAAUAUAAGUCUAAAGAGCUUCCAGAGAUGAGGACAGCUGGGAAGAGUUUGGUUUCUGGUCACGUAGUCGCAGAAACAACUGUGCAAGUUGCAGAUUUUAGCACAGGCGAAUUUGUUGAGGAGAAACCAUCAGGUGCUACUGCAAUGCCAGAACAUGUUCCAUUUACUUCGUUAAUUGAGUCUCAGACUAUUGUUCAAGAAAGUGAAGACAAAUUUAUACCAGGACAAUUACCAGAAGAUAAGAGAGCUAUUGUAGAUCUUGAGGAAGGUAGAAAGAUCGUGACUGUAUCUCAAGUAACUCCUGCAGACAAAGAAUCUUUAUAUAUUUCUGAAGAACAACCAUCCAAACAUGCAGCUUCUGUUGGAUUAGACACCACUCAUGCAAUUGCUGAAACUACUACUAUCUCUGUUGAAGAUUCAGUAGCAGAAGUGAAGGUAGACAAACCAGAUACUAAAAAGGCACUCCCCAGUCAAGAAGUAUAUCAAAGUUUACAAGUCACUCAAGAUAUCGUUCAAGAUCAAGAAAAUAUUUUCGAAGGAAAAUUCAAGCCGGAAGUUCAGAAGGUACAAGUGUCUAUCGAAGAAGGUAAACGUGUGACUACUGUGACUGAAGUCAGCGCAGCUGAUAAGGAAGAGAUAUUAAAAACUGUUCAAGAAGAGAAAACACGAUCGGCAGUGCCAGCUAUCGUUUCCGGACAUGAAGUGGCGGAAAGAUCAGAGGUUAUUCCACAGAUAAGUACUGGAGAUGUGGACAUUAUCAAACCUAUCACGGCAACAGCACAAGUAGGCCAGAAACCAUUCGAAACAAUCGAAAUGACGGAACAAAUCCUAGCAGAAAAAGAAGUAGAUAAGGUUGAAGAAAUAUCGAUGCAGAAGACUAGUGCACGUGUAACAAUAGAUGAGAACAGGUUUAUUGCUAUAACAGAAGCAACUACAGCUCAAGAUGGUGAAGUAGAACUAUCAGCCACGAAGAAACCUCGCGAGGAAGUAGCAAAACCAGCGAUGGAAGGCAAAGAAGUCGCUGAACAGAUGGAAGUAAAUCUCAGAGAGGGACUUGGACAUCUUCCUGAAGCUCCAAAACCGACGACAUUUGAAGCUCAUUCUAUUCAAACUAUGCUGGAGAGCGUUGAUAUUAGUGAAACAGUUCCGCAAGAACAUAGUGCGAUAUUCGAGGAGAAGAUGAAGUUGGAUGAACAUAGCGCGAAAGUGAGCUUCGUGGAAGGAAAGAGUGUCACGGUUUCUCAUGUAAUCACUCAGGAUAAGGAAGACACUAUGACCAUACAGAAACGUGAAGAGAGCACUGCAGAGGUUACUUUGACGAAGGUUGGAAUGGACGUGGCGCAGAAGGCUCAGGUAUUUGUCGAACAGAGCACUGGUGCUGUUCAGCCCUUAGAGAAACGCGAAGUUAAAGCUCAUCCUAAACAAGAUGCUUUAGAACCUAUAAUUAUUGAAGAUAUUCCAAGCGCAGAGAGUGAAGGAAUAUUUGAUAAAUAUCCAAAAACAAUUUCGUCGAUUGCUGUGCCCACGUUUGAGGAAGGUCACGGAAUAUCUGUGACAGAAGUGACAUCAGCCGAGGUUGAGUCUCUAUUGAAGGAGAAGAAAUUGGAAGCUGCUCAGACAGCUAGUAGUACAAUCAUCACAGAACGUAAUAUUAUCGAGACCACUACCGUUGAAUCUCAAGUUAAUAUGCCAGAUAAAGUAAAGGAUAUUACCAUACAACCUCAAGUAGCUGUUCCUGGACAAGACACGUUUGAAAGUAUCAUUGUGAGUCAGAAUAUAGUUGAAGAAAGUGAACGUUCGUUCGAAGGCGUGUUCAAACCUCAAACUCAAAAAGCAGAUAUAGAUAUACAGAAAAUGACGCCUCUUCAAAUUUCGGAGACUAUUACAGAAGACAAAGAGAGUGUCUUUGAUGUAGCACCCAAGAGAGAAGGAGUUAUAGCCACUCAAGAUAUCAGUCUUCAUGAAACUGUAGUUGGAUCGUUAGUGGAGAGUAUUCAGAGUACUCAAGAGAUCCACGAAGAGAAACGAGUAUCUUCUCAAGCCACGAUGACGCAGACUGUCAUAGAGACAGCUGUUAAAAUGGAGACGACGACCGGUGAACGCGAAGAGACAUUUGAAGGGAAAUUCAAACCCGAAGAACAAAAAGGAAAACCUCAGAUGGAAGGACUUACCACUGUUACAGUUACUGAAGUAGUUUCUAAUGAAAUUGAAGACAUUUUGCCUGCAACUGUUGCACCUAAAGGACAGCAAGCUCAGCCUAGUUUAACUGGCAGAGAAGUUCCUGAAGUAACGCAGAUAGUCACUGGAGCAACCACUGAAGAAUUCGAAAAAGUAACUCAAUUAAAGGAACAACAAGGUAAAAUGGAAGUAGAAGAAUUGUCUUCGGUAACAAUUUCUGAAGUAAUUUCCAACGAAACGGAGGACAUAUUCACUACCAAGUUUAUGCCUAAAGAUCAAAAGGCGGAGUUCAACAUAUUAGGCCGAGAAGCUGCAGAAACAUCUGAAGUGACCACCAUAACCGAAGCUGAAGAUCUUGCAAUGAAACGUCCUGAAGAACAGAAAGGAAAACCAAAAUUGGACGAACUGACUCCACUUACAAUUUCUCAUGUUGUAUCUGAAGAAGCUGAGGAAGCACUACCAACAGCGGAAGUUCCAAAAGAGAAGACAGCGCAGCCUAGUCUAAUAGGAAGAGACGUAGCACAAACUAUGCAGGUGUUGACUGUUGCCAGUGUAGAAGAACUUGUAGCACCCAAAGCACCAGAAGAACAAAAAGGAAAACCGCAAGUUGAAGAAUUAGCUCCUUUGACAGUUUCACAGGUGGUUUCUCAAGAAGCAGAGGAAGCUUUGCCUGCGCCGGAAAUUCCAGUUGAAAGAGAGGCACAGCCAAGCAUGAUAGGCAGAGACGUGGCACAGACUAUGGAAGUUUUGACUAUGGCGAAUGUUGAUACAUUGGCUGAAGAUAAGAAGCCUGGAGAACAGAAAGGAGUUCCUGGUUUGGAAGAAUUUGUGUCUCUGUCAAUAUCACAGACAGUUUCUACCGAGAUGGAGGACUUGUUACCUAGUCCUGAAGUGCCUACAGAAAAAAUGGCACAGCCAAGUUUACUAGGUCGUGAUGUAGCAGAAACCACACAAAUUUUGACUAUGAUGGCAGCGGAGGAACUAAGAGCUGAGCAUGCACCGGAACAACAGAAAGGAAAACCAAAUGUAGAAGAACUGACUUCUGUUACAGUUUCUCAGACUGUCUCGCACGAGACUGAAGAGACGUUAGAGAAACAAGUAGCACCUAGCACAGCGACUGCUAAGCCUGCUUUUACGGGAAGAGAAGUUGCCGAGACCAGUCAAAUUCUUACUGUGACGAAUGUAGAAGAAUUAGAAAAGCACAUAUUACCUGAAGGACAAAAAGUAAAACCACGAUUAGACGAACUUACGUCUAUAACAGUUUCUCAAGUAAUGUCUAGUGAAUUGGAGGAUACUCUGCCAUCUCCCGAAAAACCAAGUGAGAAAAUUGCUCAGCCACAGAUGACUGGCAGAGAGGUAGCUGAGAAAACCGAAGUCUUAACUGUGACGAAUGUCGAGGAGUUGCAGAAGUUGGAUAAGCCUGAGAGUCAGAAGGGUAGACCAGAUGUGGAAGAGCUCAGCUUCCUCACUGUUUCAGAAGUGGUAUCAACAGAAGCUGAGAAGGAAUUACCAGCUCCAGAAGCUCCUAAAGAACGCAAGGCACAUCCACAGUUAGAUAGUAUUGAAGUCGCAGAGACCUCAGAAAUAUUAACUAUGAUCAGUGCUCAAGAACUUCUUAAACCAAAAGUACCAGAAGAGCAAAAAGGAAAGCCUCAAUUAGAAGAGUUGCUUUCCUUAUCAGUAUCAGAAGUCGCGUUUGGUGAAGCAGAGCAGGGUCUUCCAACUCCUGACGAACCUACCGCUCAAACAGCCAAACCUAGUCUACUAGGUAUCCAGGUUGCUCAGAAAUCUCAAGUAAUUACAUCAGUUAUAGCUAAAGAGUUACAAGAAACUACCAAACCAGAUACCAAACAAAUAAUUCCUGAACAAAUUCCAUUCGAAAGUAUAGAACAAAUACAGCCAAUAACCCAAGAAAGCGAAGACACGUUUAUCGUAGAAAAGACAGCUAAGUCAGCUACAGCAGAAAUGUCAUUCCGUGUGUCUGAGAGUGUCGAAAUAACUCAAGUGACGGCCACGGAACAAGAGUCAAAGGAAGUCAUAAAAGGCAUUGCUAAAGAAGUUUCAGCUCAACCUGAUGUGAUUAAACACGAAGUAGCUGUGAAAACUGAAAUUCAGCCAGCUGAUGCAGCUGGUGAAUUUAAAGUAACUAGACCAGAGAAAAAGAUAGCCAAAGGUGUAGAAGAAAUUCAACAAGGUGUGAUCGUAACAGAGCCAUUGAGCUCUGGUGAGAUCGAGUCAGAAAUGCCCGAGUCUGUAUUACCUUUCGCGAAGUUAGCGAGCGUUACUAUCGAGGCAGAACACCUGGAACACGUUAUGGAUGUCACGGAAGAAGUGGUUGAAAAGGAAAUCAUCGAGGAAGUCAAACCUAUCAAAAAGAUUAUCAAGAAGAGGAAGCCAGUGCCGGGUAAAGACGAAGUAACAGAGGAAGUCGUGGAAGAGAUAAUAAUAGAGCAACCGCAAGAAGAAGAAGCUCGACCGAUCAUAGAAGAAGUAGAAACAGUGACGAUCACUGAACACGAUGUACGAAAAGCUCCAAAGAAGAAGAAGGAGGUGGUCAUCAAAGAGGAAGAAGAAAUCUUCGAAACAAUCGAAACACCCACCCAGAAAAUAAUUCGAAAGAAGAUUCGUCCAAUGAAGAAAGGAGAGGAAGAGAUCGUGGUGGAAGAGAUAAUUCAGAAGCCACUAGAAGAAAUAACCAAAAUGGAGGAAGAACAAAUAGUAGAAGUUGUUGAAACACCCACUAAGAAAGUAGUAAAAAAGAAGAAAGCUAUAGUGAAAGAUGACGGUGUUCCUGAAGAGAUCGUUGAAGAAAUUAUUAUCGAAAAGCCACAAAAAGAAAAAGCGAAACCUAAGGUAGAAGAAGGAAAAGAAACGGUUAAAGUAACAAAGGUUGAUCUGAAAAAAGCACCGAAGAAACCUGAAGAGGUAGUAGAAGAAGAAGAAGAGAUCAUUGAAACAAUUGAGACACCAACAAAGAAGAUCGUUCGAAAGAAACCUAAAGAUAAGAAGGAAAAGGUAGUGGAAGAAGUUAUACAGAAGACCAUAGAGGAAGCAAAAGCCAUGGAGGAAAGCGAAAUCGUAGAAAUCAUUGAAACACCAUCGAAGAAAAUAAUCAAGAAGAAAAAAGCUACAAUCACAGAAGGCAAAGCUCCUGAGGAGCAAAUCGAAGAGAUCGUGAUUGAGAAACCUGUUAAAGAAAAAGCCAAAAAGAAGAUUCUACCAAAAGAAGGUUUGGAAAUCACUGAAAUUAUUACCGAAACUUCUGUCGAGGAGUUGCUUGAGGAGAAGGCUAAACCUGAAGAAGCCAAACCCUCGGAAGUGGAAGAAGAAAAGGCAGAAGUUACAAAGGUAGAAGUAAAGAAAGUGCCAAAGAAGAAGAAGAAACCAGUUACAGCCCUUGAAGCCGAAGAGAAGGACGAAGCUGUGGAAGAAAUAAAAACUGAGGUACCUAAAGAAGAAAAGGCGAAACCAACUGUUAUAGAGAAAGAAGGUGUUGAAGUGACUGAAGUGAUUUCUGAAGUGACCACGGAGAAACUUCCUGAAGAGGUUAAACCUAAAAAGAAGAAAGCUACUGAGAUUAAGGAGAUAGAAGAAAAGGUGAUCAAAAAAGAGGUUAAAGUGAAGGAAGCACCGAAAGAAGGUGUGCCUGAAACUGAAGAACAACCAGAGGAAGAAGUACAAGAACUUGUAACUGAGAAACCAAAGAAGAUUAAAGCCAAGAAAGAAAUUACGCCUCAAGAUGGUAUUAUAACCACUGAAGUUAUUUCUACAACUGCGGAAGAAGAAUUACAAGUGCAGAAACCAGAAGAAGAUAAGGCUAAAAUAAUCGAAGAGAAGGAAGAGAAAGCAGAAGUAGAAGAAAAGAAGGUUACUGUAAAGAAGGCUCCUAAGAAGAAAUUAACACCGAAGGAAGUUGAAGAGGAACAAGUGGAGGAAGUUGUGGAAGAGAUUACAGCGGAAGAACCAAAGAAAAGGAAAGCUAAGAAGACGGUCCUUCCAAAGGAAGAGUUAGAAACGACUGAAGUGGUUACUGAGAUUACUACAGAAGAAAUAAAAGAAGAGAAGCCAAGGGAAGAGAAGGCUGUUCCUAAAGAGGAAGAAAAGGUUGAAGAAGAGGCAACGGUUACCGAGGUUUCUGUGAAGAAGGUACCUAAGAAGAAGAAAAAGGAGGAAGUUGUGACAAACGGUGAAGUGAUUGAAGAAAAACCGAAAGUGAAGGAAAUUCCUGAAGAGAAGCCGGAAGUAAAGGAAGAAGUGAAGGAAGAAAAGCCAAAGGAAAAGAAACCAAAGAAAGAGGAAGUGGCAGAAGAAAAACCAGAGGAAGUGAAACCAGAAGAAGAAAGAGCAAAAGAAGUGGAAACGAAGGAAGAGAAACCAAAAGAGAAACCAAAGAAGAAGAAAAUCACAGUAGAAAAGAAACCCACCGUUGUAGAAGAGGAACAACUCGAGGAGAAGAUAGAAGAAAUACCAGAGGAGAAGCCAAAGAUGGUCAAGGCCAAGAAGGAGAUUAUUCCAAAGGAUACCGUCGAAACCACAGAAGUUGUCCCAGAAACAGUUGCUGAAGAAAUACCAACAAGAAAACCUGAAGAACGCAAGGCUGUACCAGUCGAAGAGAAACUGAAAGAAGAAGUAGUAAUCGAAGAGGUUCCUAUAGAAAAAGUUUCGAAAGAGGAAAAGGAAGAAAAACCAGAAGAGAAACCAGAAGAAGUUCCUGAGAAACCAAAGGAAGCAAAGGUUGUGAAGAAGAAAAAGAAGAAGAUAGUGAAGAAAGAUGAAAUCGAAGAAUGGGUCGAACCGGAGUACGAACGACCUGUACUGGAACCCAUGCCUGAGAAGAUUCAAUGGGAACCAAAGAAAAAGAAGGAGAAAAAACCUUUACCAGAAUCUUUGCAAAAAUUGGUUCCUCAAAAAAUUGAAAGAAAAGAGAUCAAACCCACGAAGCUCAAAUACUCAGAACCGGCAGAAACCGUUCAGUUCGCUGCGAUCAAAUUGAAGAAAGUGACAGUUUCGAAGAAGAAAGGAGUCGAAGAAGCCAAAUUCCCGAAGAUCAUGUUACGAAGCAGACUUACAUUCGUCGGUGAUUAUCCACCUGAAAUUCAAUAUCCAAAGAUAACAGAACUAGAAGAGAAUCCGGUUCAAUCUGGUAUUCUGUCUAGAAACACGGAGGAAGCUCUGGAAGUGCUGAAGCGAAAGGUGAAGAAGGUUAAACUUCCUAAGAAAGAAAUUACAGAAUUGGAAAAAUUGGAUCAAGAAUUCGAAGAAUUGAAGAAGGUACCUUUGGAGAAAAUGGAAGAUAAAUCGAUAUACGAGCGUCCGCCAAAGAAGCCUGCAGAAAAACCAGAAGAGCCACAGAAGUUGGUCGUUGGCAAAGGCAAGGUGCCUGAAGAAGAAAAGGUGGAACCUGAAAAGGUAAAAUUAAAGAAGGUUCCUGAAAAGAAACCAGAAGAAAUUGAAGAACCAUUGAAGAAACCACCCAAACCAGUACCUGAAGAGGAAGUGAAACCAGAGAAAAAAGAAAAACCAAAGGUAAAAUUAGAACACGAUGAGUUAAAGCCUUUGGAUUUCGAGAGACCAGAACUGGAGAAAUAUGAACCAGAGAAAUACGAAGAACCAGAAAAACCAGCACCAGAUUCAGUUCCAAAACCAUACGAACCGGAAGCGAAGAAGAAACCAGAUCAAGAGAUCGAACAGAUUCCGUUGAUAAAGGGAAAACCGAAACCACAAGAGCCUGAUAAAGAACCUGAAGUUAAGUUCAGAAUACCUCAAAAAGACAAGCCAGAAGAGGAACCAGAGAAGAUAACGUUAAAGGGCUGGAAAAAAGACAAACCUGAGGAGGAAGGUGUGGAAGAGUUCCCAGCGAAGGAAGAAGACGAAGCUCCUAAAGCACCCAAAGAAGAACUUGAAGAAAUCACUGUGAAGCGUAAAGUGAAACCAAAGAAACCCAAAGAAAAGGUUCCUGAGGAAGAAGAGGUAACGCUGAAGGAGCCCGAAAAGAAAAAACCAGAGGAAGUUCCAGAAGUAGUAGAGGAUAUCACAUUGAAAAAAGAACCAGAGAAACCUAUUGAAGAAGCUCCUGCUGAACUUACCAUCAAGAAGCCAGUUUCGAAGGAGAAAGAAGUACAAGAAGAAGAAAUAGUGACUGAAGUGACGUUAAAGAAGAAACCGGAAAAGCCUGAAGAAGUGGUUGAAGAAGCAAUUGUGAAGAAGCCAAAGAAAAAGAAGUCUGUAAAAGAAGAAGAGGCUGUUGAAAUUACAAUAAAAAAGAAAGAGGAAGUGGAAGAAGAAAUUAAAGAAGACGUUGUUAUAAAGAAGAAGCCAGACGAGAAGGCGCCUGCGGAAGUGGUUGAAGAAGUCAUUUUGAAAAAACCAGAAGAAAAAGCUGCUGAAGAAGUAACUGAGGAAAUAAAGAAACCUAAAAGGAAGAAACCUGUGGAGGAAGAAGCUGCAGACGAAGUCACUAUUAAGAAACCAGUUGUGGAAGAAAAGAAGGAAGAAGACGUUCCUGAACAGGUAACGCUGAAGAAGAAGAAACCAAAGGAAAAACCGGUCCCAGAAGAAGUAACCGAAGAAGUUACACUGAAACCGGUUCCCAAAGAAGAAGAAAAGGCACCAGAGGAAGCAACUGAGAAAGUGGAAAUCAAGAAACCUAAGAAGAAAAAGCCAGUGGUCGAAGAAGCUGCCGAUGAAGUUACUAUAAAGAAACCAGUGCCAGUAGAAAAGGAAGAAGAAGAAAUUAUAGAAGAAGUAACAUUGAAGAAGAAGAAACCAAAAGAGAAACCGGUUCCAGAAGAAGUGAUUGAAGAAGUUACACUGAAACCAGUUCCUAAAGAAGAAGAAAAGGCACCAGAGGAAGUAACUGAGAAAUUGGAGGUGAAGAAACCUAAAGAGAAGAAACCAGUAGUGGAAGAAGCUGCCGAUGAAGUUACUAUCAAGAAACCGGUUCCAAUAGAAAAGGAAGAAGAAGAAGUUAUAGAAGAAGUAACAUUUAAGAAGAAGAAACCAAAGAAGAAACCGGUUCCAGAAGAAGUGAUUGAAGAAGUUACAUUGAAACCAGUUCCGAAAGAAGAAGAAAAAGCACCAGAGGAAGUAACUGAGAAAGUGGAAGUGAAAAAACCUAAGGAGAAGAAACCAGUGGUGGAAGAAGCUGCCGAUGAAGUUACUAUCAAGAAACCGGUGCCAGUAGAAAAGGAAGAAGAAGAAAUUAUAGAAGAAGUAACAUUUAAGAAGAAGAAACCAAAGGAGAAACCGGUUCCAGAAGAAGUGAUUGAAGAAGUUACAUUGAAACCAGUUCCGAAAGAAGAAGAAAAGGCACCAGAGGAAGUAACUGAGAAAGUGGAGGUGAAGAAACCUAAGGAGAAGAAACCAGUGGUGGAAGAAGCUGCCGAUGAAGUUACUAUCAAGAAACCGGUGCCAGUAGAAAAGGAAGAAGAAGAAAUUAUAGAAGAAGUAACAUUUAAGAAGAAGAAACCAAAAGAGAAACCGGUUCCAGAAGAAGUGAUUGAAGAAGUUACACUGAAACCAGUUUCAAAGAAAGAAGAAAAGGCACCAGAGGAAGUAACUGAGAAAGUGGAGGUGAAGAAACCUAAGAAGAAAAAGCCAGUGGUCGAAGAAGCUGCCGAUGAAGUCACUAUUAAGAAACCUGUCCCUGUAGAGAAGGAAGAAGAGGAAAUUAUAGAGGAAGUAACAUUUAAGAAGAAAAAACCAAAAGAAAAACCGCUAACAGAGGAAGAAGAGGUCGCUGAAGUGACUCUCACGAAACCCAAACCAUUGGAGGAAGAAAAGAAACCGGAAGAAGUAGAAAUAUCAUUGAAAAAGAAACCGAAGAAAAAGCCAGUCGUCGAGGAAGAAGCUGCCGAAAUAACUAUUAAAAAAUUAGUUCCUACCGAAGCGGAGGAGGCUCCUGAAGAAAUUACCAUCAAGAAGAAGAAGAAACCAGAAAAGAAGCCAACGCCAGUCACGGAGGAGGUUGAAGAAACUGCCGUAACCAUAAAGAAAGCUCGAGCUCCUGAGGAACCUAAAGAAGAAGAAGAAAUAUCGACCGAUGUACAAAUAAAGAAGAAGAAACCCGUACGUAAAGUUACGGAAGAGGCAGCUGAAGAACUAACGAUCAAAAAGAUCGAAGAAGUGGAACAACCGGAAGAAGAAGAAGAAGAAGAGGUCCAAGAAUUCACAGUCAAAAGAAAACCUCCAAAGCUGCCUCCAAAACCAAUCGAAGAAAUCUACGAAGAUGUUACUCUUCGAAAGUUACGUCCAAAGAAGAAACCAAGGCCAGAUAUCAAAGAAGUAACAGAAGCAGAGAAUGUAACGUUCAGACCACGUUCUACAAAGACCAAAGAAGAUGUAGAGCAAGAAUUCAAGAUCUCGUUGAAUACUUACGAGGAAGAAGAUAUUUCUAUGUCCGGUAAGGUUAAACUGAAACCUAAGAAACGACCGAUGACGUACUCCGAAGAAGCCGGGGAAGAAACCAUCAAAAUUAUGCAAGAAGUCGAAGACGACUCUGGGCCAAUUAUAGAAGAGAUCAUAGAAUCAGACGAGGAGGCUAGAGAUGAAUAUAGUAUAGAAGAAUUAGAGACUGAUGAGAUGAGAGUGCCACUGAGGAGGAGAAAGAAGAAAGAACCAAGGCCAUAUAAGGUGGAAGAUAUCGAAGAAGGUGACGUGAGCUUGAAAUUGAAACGCGAGAGGAAAUACUCGGUGGAGGAAGCUGACGAAACGUUGGCGCUGAAGUUGAAGAGCAAGAGACGAGUUUCCACCUUCGACGAAGAAGAGGCCUCGCUUAGUAUCACCAGAGAAGAAGACAUUUCAGAGGAAGACGAAAUCGAAUAUGUUGUUCGCGAUGGCGACACAAUGUUCUCGAUUUGCUCGUACGUGGCAGAAACUGACGAAGCCAUCAACCUCGUCGAAGGAGAAAGAGUUUACGUUAUCGACCAUUCGAAUCAAGACUGGUGGUUCGUGAAGAAACACCUGACGGAAGAAAAGGGCUGGGUUCCAGCGCAAUAUCUUCUCAACGAAGUGCACUAUACUCUGUAUCUGCAGCGCAAAUUGCACGAGAAAAUCGAUAAAUUACCAGUAUUUGAAAAACCAGCGCCCGGAGAGAAGACAUUAGCACCGAGGUUCAUCGAAAAAUUGCAGCCAAUUCAUACACCGGAUGGUUACACGAUCCAAUUCGAAUGUCAAGUGGAGGGUCUACCAAGACCUCAGAUAACUUGGUUCCGACAGACAGCCAUCAUCAAGCCAUCACCUGACUUCCAAAUGUACUACGACGACGAUAAUGUAGCAACUUUGAUCAUCAGGGAAGUGUUCCCUGAAGAUGCUGGCACCUUCACCUGUGUCGCCAAGAAUGCUGCUGGUUUCGCUUCCAGUACCACAGAAUUAAUUGUGGAAGCGCCUCUUUCUGAUCAUGGAUCGGAUCUUACUGGUCCAUCCAGAAAGAGCCUCUCAAGAGAAUCAUCUCUCGUCGACAUCUUGGAGGGAAUACCACCAACGUUCUCAAGGAAACCAAAGGCGAAAUACGUCAACGAAGGCGAUGAUGUGAUUUUGGAAUGUCGACUGGUGGCAGUACCUGAACCAGAAAUAACCUGGUACUACAAGGAUACGCAGAUUACAACCAAAGAGAACAUCGUGGUUGCUACCGAGAGCGACAUGCACAUGUACUGCAGCGUAAUUAAGAUCACUAAAGUACAGAAGAAACAGGAAGGAAAGUACACUAUCGUUGCUAAAAACAGGGAAGGUGAAGCCACUAUAGAAAUUCCUAUGAAGGUGAAGACUGGCAAACACGAACCGCCAGAGAUACUAGAACCAUUGCAAUCGUACGUGAUACGGGAAGGUGAAACCGUGGUAUUAUCGACUCAAAUCGUCGGAAACCCAGCUCCUAAAAUAACUUGGUACAAGAACGGUAAACCACUGAAGGGCUUGACUCCGAAACAAGAUGGCCACGUGAAUACGCUCACGCUGAUUCAACCUCAAGUAUCUGACACAGGGGAAUAUUCUGUGGUAGCUACCAACGAUCUUGGCACAGCCGAAACGAAAGCUACGUUAACAGUUGAAAUAAACUUGAAGCCUUCCCUGACCAUUAGCUUCCAGCAACAAACAUACGAACACCACAGUGUAUCGAAGGAAAUACCUAGCGGAGCUCCAGAACCUCCACUCUUCACGGAACGGUUCCAAGAACUCACCGUUCCGCAGAAAGGUACCUUCAAGUUGGUGGCGAAGGUUACUGGAAACCCUGUACCAGAAGUCACGUGGUUAAGAAACAACAAACCCUUGGAGAAAUCGCCGAACGUCACAGAAACGUACGAUGGCGAGAACAUCAUAUUGGAGAUCAGAAACGCGGAUUCAGAGGUAGACGCAGGCGAUUACAAGUGUGUCGCGAGCAAUCCAGUUGGAAAAGCGUCUCACGGUGCCAGAGUGACGGUAGACGUGGAAAAAGUAACAUUCACCAAGACUCUGGAGAAGGAAGUCGUCAUCGACGAGUACAAGACCUUGGAACUCACCUGUGAAACAUCGCACACGGUGUCUACGAAAUGGUGGCACAACGACCAGGAGAUCAGUGGAAUGGAUCAUCGCGAGAUCAUUCACGAAGGACGAGUGCACAAGCUGGUGAUCAAGAAAACGAAUCCUACGGACGAAGGAACUUACAAGUGCACCGUGAAGAAUCAAUCGACGUCGAGCAAAGUUACGGUAAAAGCCACGAAACCGGAAUUCGUGAAGAAGUUACAAGACUGCGAAGUAAAGGAGCGUGACGUUGCCAUUUUGGAGGUUGAAGUUACAUCGGCGACAGCGGACGUUAAAUGGUUCAAGGAUGGCGAGCCUUUGGGACCAAGUAAAGAGAAAUUGGAAUUUGUUAAAGAAGGCACCGUUAGGAAAUUGUUCAUUAGAAGCACAUCCGUCCAUGACGAAGGAGAAUACACGUGCAGCCUUAUCGAUCAGAAAUGUUCAGCGGAAGUCACCGUCAUUGAACUACCACCGGAAAUUAUUACGAAGAUGCAAGAUGUGACAAUAGCAAGAGGCGAGAGGGCAACGUUCGAGAUAGAACUAACAAAAGGAGAUGCGUUGGUUCGAUGGUUCAAAGAUGGACAAGAGUUACAAUUUUCGGAACACGUCCGAUUGUCGAUCGAUGGCAAGAGACAGAAGCUGAAGAUCUACGAUACGGAACCGGAGGAUGCAGGUGUUUAUUCCUGCGAAGUCGGUGAACAAAAAUCAACAGCCAAGUUGACCGUAGAGGAACCUGGCGUGGACUUCGUCACUAAAUUACCGGAUGUCACCCUUGUACCAUUGAACGCCGAUGCCGUUUUCGUUAUUGAAAUAUCACGCGACGUUCCAGUCACGUGGAUGAGGAAAACGGAAGUUCUUAAGGAAUCAUCCAAGUACACCAUUAUAGAUGAAGGAACCGUGAAGAAACUGAUCGUGAAAAAAUGUACCGCAAAAGAUAUGGCGGAAUACACGGCUGCGGUAACGAACGUGAAAACAUCAUCGAAAUUAAGAGUCGAAGUUAUGGAAACGGCGCCAAAGAUUAGUCCGGAUACACCGAAGAAGUACAAAGUAAGGAAAGGCGAAAACGUGGAAGUAGUCGUGAAAUUCAACGCGACACCAAAACCAAACGACGAAUGGACAGUAAACGGCAACGUAGUUACAAAAUCGAAACGAGUUGUGCCAUCAAUCGAUGAAGAAUCCGCGGUAUUAACAAUCAGGAAGAUCCAAGAAGAAGAUGUUGGUGAUUAUACUUUGAAACUGGUGAACAACGCCGGAGAGGCUACCAUCGAGAUCAACGUCGUUAUCGUCCAGGUACCGAGUGCACCUGGGGCACCAGAACCAUUGGAAGUAACUCAGGAUAGUGUUACGCUUCACUGGAAGAAACCAGAUUCAGAUGGAAACUCGCCCAUCGUUGAGUACAUUCUGGAGUAUCAAGAAAAGACUGAAACUACGUGGAACAAGAUCACAGAGACGAUAACAGAAACAACACAUACGGUAACGAAAUUAACCACGAACAAAGAGUACACCUUCCGAGUAACAGCUGCAAACGAGGCUGGACCAGGUGAAACAUCACCAACUUCUCCGUACAUAAAGAUAACAAAACCAUCGGCUGCAGAACCACCAGUUCUUCUGGAACCUCUGAAGAGUGUCAUCGUUGGCCUUGGAGAAACAGUCACUCUAUCUUGCGUCAUUGGAGGAACACCGACGCCUCAGAUUACUUGGUUGAGAAACGAGGAAAUUUUCGAAGAUAGCAACAUCACGUACGAAAAUCGCGUGGCAAAGUACACGAUCGUGAAGACAACGGAAACAUCGUCGGCGACCUUCACGGUGAAAGCAAAGAACGAAAGAGGAACAGCAGAGACCACGUGCGAACUGAAGGUGCAAGAGCCGCCUAAGAUCACGUACGACGAGAGUUUGGCAAGCCAGAAACUUCCGGUGAACAGUCAAUGGAAGAUCGAUAUUCGAGCGAGCGGCUUCCCGAAACCAGAAGUAACAUGGUCGAAGAACAAUAAGAAGAUAGUGGAUAAACGUGUAUCCAUUCAAACAGAAGAAAAGACCUCUACCAUCUCUAUCUCUUCACUCGUUAGAGAAGACACAGCUACCUAUACAGCAAAGGCAGCGAAUCAAGCUGGCAGCUCUUCGGUUGACUUACAUCUUAAAGUCAUAGAUAAACCAAGCAGACCGCAAGGACCAGUGAACUUCAAAGAAAUCAGACAAGAUCGCGUCACCAUCGAAUGGCGACCACCGGAAGACGAUGGUGGAAUCGAACUGGAAAAAUACACGAUCGAGAAAUGCGAACCGGGCAAAGCUUGGGUAAAGAUGGUCGAUAUCGACAAAGAAGUGGAGAGCUUCUGUGUGCACAAACUGCAGCAGAACGCGGAAUACAAGUUCAGAAUCAUCGCCAGGAACGCUGUCGGAGCGUCAGAACCAUUGGAAUCGGAAACAGUCAAAAUGAGAACUUCCUUUGAGCCACCUGGACCGCCAAGAGGACCGCUAGAAGUAUCAGGAAUGACGAAGACAUCCUUCACGAUAAAAUGGCAGCCUCCAGAGAACGACGGUGGAACACCAAUAACCGAAUAUAUCGUUGAAAUGAAAGAAGAAUCGAAGAAAUCUUGGCAGAAGAUCGGCAGCACAAAGCACGAAACGACGCAGUUGAGCGUAUCGGACCUGCAGACGGAUGUACCGUACAACUUCAGGAUAACAGCGAAGAACAAUGUUGGCACUGGUCCUCCAUACGUAGCCGAAGAACCAAUUUCAGCAGGCAGACGAAUCAAAAUAACAAAGCUCACCGAAAGCACCAUGUACGCUCUGCUUGGUAUAUUCCCGUCAACAAAGGUAGUCAUGAGCAAAACACCUCCAUCGAGUCCACAACACGUACAAGUGACGAAUGUAACCAGUAAGAGCGUCACACUUACUUGGUCUCCGCCAGCUAGCAAUGGAGGAUCAGAGCUCACAGGAUACAUCAUCGAGAAGAGGCCAUUGAUUGGAAAAGGAGCAAGAUGGACGAAAAUUGUCACCCUGGACGCUACGACGCUUCAAUAUUGCAUAGAAAAUUUGAAGGAGAGCGAAUUUAUCUUCAGGAUCUUCGCAGAGAACAACAUGGGACUCAGUUUACCUACAAACUCAGAACCGGUUACCCUAAUGACUCAUGCCAACGUGCCAUCACCACCGACAGCACCAUUGGAAAUCAGGCAGAUCGCAGCGAACACGGUCGUAAUUGCAUGGGGCAGACCGGAAUCCGAUGGUGGAGCACCAUUGGAAGGUUACAAAAUUGCUAUUAGGGACGCGAAGAAGACGAUGUGGAUGGAAGUAGGCAAAGUGAACGCUGAAACACAGAAAUUGAAUAUCAGGGAUUUACAGGAGAACCAUAUGUACCUGAUCAGGAUCUUUGCCAGGAACGAAGUCGGUCACAGCGAUCCUUUGGAGUCUGAUGAACCAGUGAAGAUCAUACCAGCUUCCGAAUUAGCCGUAGUGGAGCCAGUAGCAGAAGCCACCGAGAAAGGUGAAACCGCGUCGAUGAGCUUCAGCACUGAGAACACGAGCUCUUGGUUACGCGAGCACAACAUGGAUGCCGAUAUCCAUUCGUACGCGAGAGCGAGACUUCUCAGACAAGACGAAUACUUCUUCCGCAUUUGGCAUUAUGCUAAGAAACUCUUCGAAUAAGCAUUUCUACGAUUUAAUGGCUGAGGAAAGACGAAGGAUCGAUUUAUAUUUGUUCUUCGUCUUAUCGAGGACCAGAACAAUUUAAGGCGCUAGUAAGACAAAGAGAAAAUCAACAGAGACAGUAAGCAACAUCUUUGAUAUUAAUUUCAUACAGGAAUUUCAUUCUUCUUUUUUCUACGAAAUUCUCAACAAAUCGUGUUCGUACAAUAUUUCGAACGACUUGGAUAAUUAUUUCCUUCUUCAGUGAAUUCGCUUAUCGUUUGAUCUCUCACGUGAAUACCGUCAUACGUGAAACAAGGAAAAUUAAUGUAACAUUAUCGAAUCGUUCCUGUCUUUUAGAAGCACGCGUAUAGAGACUAGAUUUAAUGUAAGGAUCGAUACUGGAUGGGUGUAGAAUCUAGUCAGCGUAGUAAUAAUACUUUUUUUUUUUCUUUUUUCAUCUUUUAACGGACCAAGACUUCCUCACGUAUACUUAGAGUCGAUACAAAUGGAAGAGGAAUUCUUUCCAUUCUUCCAAUUCACGAAAUAAUCGAUAAUGCUAAUAAUCGAUAAUGGUAAUCGUAUUACUGAAAAUUCGUGAAUCCAACAAAGAGAAGUAUCUUUCGAAACUAAGAAAUGUUAUCAGUGAUCUUUGUGAUAUAGCUUAUCUUUUUAUUUCUCAAGCAUUUUAAGUAAAAUUAUAAAUAACAUUAAUUAUAUUCUUGCUAUCAUAAAGAUUCACUGUGAUCUUUCUUCGUUUCUGAAUUAUUUAAUAUUAUAGAAAUUAUUCUUAUUUAUUAUUUAUUGAUUGUAUAAUUAUUUCUAUUAUUCAAAUAAUUCCAUUAUAUUCGAAUGAAUAGCUAGCUAUUCAAAUGAAUCGAAAGUUUGCACGAAUUUUCAGUCACACGAUUGCGCUGUACUUGAAGAUGAAAACAUCCUGACUUCCUCGGGAUAUUCCUUUCGUUAAAACAGUACGCUAUUGUCAAAUAUUCGACGAGAAAAUUCGAAAAGCCCCGAGACUAACAGAUCGUCGGAGAAUGUGAUAAACGAUCGGAAUCGAUCGAGUACCUUGUGUAAAGAAGCAAUUUAGAAACGAAUUAGAAGCGAUUAAGUAUACUUGAACCCCUUCUCCCCCAAUCCUAAACUAUCCUAUUGUCCAUCCCUUCGUUAUCCAUACCACCCUUUGUAUUUAUAUUAUAAUUGCGAACGGAAAGCAACGUUCGGUUACUCACCCAAGUUUGCGAGGAUUACUUUUAGUAUUUAUUCGUAAUGUAUAAUGUUAUAUUUAAUUGUUAUUCGUCACCAUUGCCGAUGUAAUUAAUAAUAAUUGUUCAUAAUAAAUCGGCAUUGGUGCCGAUUAUUCAUGCGACUGGUCAUUAAGAGACUAGAAAACGAAACGAAGAAAUGCCACGUGUGGUUGGUGUCGCGAGACGUAACAAAAUAUAGGUGCAAAAACAACAGCAUAAUUCACCAACGACACGUCGCAUACUUCGACGUUAUAUUGUAAGACAUUUUGCGAAUUAAAUUAUUGCAUAUAAUAUAA
Molecule: messenger RNA, 61253 nt
Organism: Bombus pascuorum
Lineage: Eukaryota; Metazoa; Arthropoda; Insecta; Hymenoptera; Apidae
Product: titin
Exons: 122
Coding region: 98-59731 (19877 amino acids)
Molecular function (GO): protein binding
Source: RefSeq, a predicted model, not a curated record